Podarcis lilfordi (Lilford's wall lizard) is the source of this 77777-nucleotide messenger RNA. Lineage: Eukaryota; Metazoa; Chordata; Lepidosauria; Squamata; Lacertidae. The record is from the annotation of a GenBank genome assembly.
AGCGUGGCGCGUAAACUCCCGAGCGCAGCGGAGGCUGGAGAGGAGCGAACAGUCUGGGAUUCAGGGAGUCAGGUGGAGGAGAAGGAGGAGGAGGUCGCUGUUCUUGGUACCGCUGCCGCCGCCGGCUGGGACCAGAGAGCAGCCGCAGCUUGCGGGGUUGAGUGAGCGAGUGCGUUUUUGCGCCCCUCUCCGACCUGCAAGCAUGGCUUCGUCGCAAGGCAAGCUGGAGCUGAAAUUCGCGGACUGGAUGGCAAGUUUGCCCGAGAGCAUCCACAGCGUGCCCCUGACGAAUCUGGCGAUCCCAGGUAGGCGACUCGAGGGUUGGGAUUUGGGGAGGACUGGUUGGUUUUGCUUCAAAAGUCCUUUAUAAAAUGUGGAUGAGCUCUUGGGCUGCAGCCAGACAUGGGAAAGGUGACAUUGCCAGAGAAUCUCUUCGCUUCGCCUGCAGGGAGAUAAUGGCUUUUCUUCUGGGGAAUGGCUGGCGUGUGUGAUGAAAGGCUGGGAGAAACUGGCUUGUAUGUGAGCCCCUCGGCGUUUCAUGUGUGUGUGCGUAUUGCGUGCGCAUCUGUGCACAUGCUUUCCAGAAGGGUAGCUGGUAGCAGUCGCGUUGCACCAAGCAAACAACAAAGACUCUCGUGGCUCCUUGAAGGCGAUCGCAUUUGCAACGCCAUCUCGUACAUUGUUUACUCAGGAGUAAGUUCCAUUGUGGCCAACGGGACUUACUCCCUAGUAAGUGUGGUUAGGGGUUGCAGCCUUGCUGAGGCAUACUCUUUCACAGGCUGGAGACCGUAUAUAAUAUAUAUGGCAUAUGGGAAGAAAGUGGAUUUGAAUCCCAGAAAGCUUAUGCCGCAAUAAAAUUGGCUUUUGCUUAGGGUGCCACAGGCAUAUAAAGUGUUACUGCAACAAGGAAUUCGCCCUCUGGAAAUGUGUGUGUAAUACUAAAAAUCCUCACCUUCUCCACUUGCCUCUGUGGCCAGAAGAUCUGUGUUUGACUUGCAUUGGAAGGCUUAUGGCUUUAGAUAAUUCCCCCACUGCCUGGCAUCCAGGUUCUUAAUAUUCUCCUCAAGUCUCUAAAAAUGAAUCUCUAGUUCCAAGAAAAGCAGGGACAAAAGUUCAGACUAAUGAAACCAUUUCGUUCUAUUCUCUCCCUCUUCCAUUCCACCUUCUGUUAGAAGCUCAAUGGCACCUUGAUGUGUGUCCCAUAGAUCAUGUGUUUCCAUGAUCUAAUACAUGUGGCAGAUCUAUCUGGCUUGGUUCACACAUGCAUGCCCUUCUCUUCAUUCUCUGCCUCUGACUGCUGCAUCUUGAUGAGUGACAAGCAAGGGUCAGUUUAGAUAUUUGGCACCACCAACCUCUUGCUGUUAAAAUCGGGCACACAUGCUUGUUACUACAUUUUAUUUUUUAUUUGACUUUCCCCCAAGGAGCUCAAGGUUCUACCUCCCCCUGUUUUGUCCUCACAAACAACCCUGUGAGGUAGAUUAGGCUGAGACACAACAGCUGGCCCAAAUUCAGCCAGUGAGGUUCAUGGCUGAGUGGGAGUUUGAAUUUGGGUCUUCCCAGUUCCUUGUCCUAAACCUUACUGGCAUGCAUGACUGACCCCAUCCCACCACUCUCUGUUUGCAUAGUUGAGGUAGUUCUCAUCUGCAAAUCCACAGAAUGGCCACAUCAUGUCUAGUGGUCCCAAGCUUGUGAGCUGCCUAAACAGCAAAGCAUUGCACCUUUCAGGUGAUGUGAGAUGAAACCAAUGUUUAGCCUGGGUGGUUUUUGCAUCGUUGACGUUGCAUGCAUGCAGCAAUAUGUUUCCUGGCGUUGCAGAGAAAGGGUGAUGGGUGUUCAUGCAUGAGCUGACCCUUGUAGGUAGGAGUGUGUGCAUACAUGUGUGAGCAACCAUCAGAGAGCCAUGGAGAAUGGACAGUUCAAGACCAAGAGCUAAGAUCCAGGGGUCAAGAUGUUUGCAUGCAGCAGGUAUAGGGAAGUCUGUUGGGGUUGAUGUGCCUCACUCUGCAUUGCUGAUAGCCUUGCUCUAUAAUGGGCUGGGUGGCCCUAGUCCUAACGGAUGUUGGAUUCUCAGCUCUCAUCAGCCCCAGCCAGAAUGGCCAAUGGGCAGCGAUGAUGGGAGAUGGAGUCCAGCAACAUCUGGCCACAGGUUCCCCAUCCCUGCUUUGUAAAGUGGGAAACUCAUCUAUCAUUUGAAAUCUACCCAAGAACCGUUGACACACUGCAACUUUUCAAAAUGAUCUGCCUUAUUCCUCUGUUGCAGAGUCAAUAGUUUGUAAUGGAUGGCAGAAUUGGGGUUGUAAUAGGGAGAACUGAAGGGUCAAAGCCUAUCUCAGCCAUGCAUCUCAUCUGGGGCGGAGGGUGUAUAUUGAGAAAGUUGUCUCAGCCUUGAGUUUGCCUCUCAGCAUUGUGAGGAUAAAUUGUGUAAGUCUUUGAUGUCCUUGGAGGAAACAACCACUGCCACUACUGUAGAACACAUGACAGAUUUCUCCCACCUCCCAAAAAAAUCCAGUUUAGAAAAAGUACCUCUCUCUGGAAAAGCAGAAUAAAUUUAUUUAUUGGGAUUAAUAAUAAGCUUUUUAAAAUAAUAAUAACAGCAACAGCCCUCCUUGUCAUUUACUAUAUUGGUGCUGUUUUCCUACACAAGACUUACAUUGCCUUUCAACUUAUUUCAUGCUGUUCGUGUGGAUACCUGGAAGCUUUUGUUGUGCAAGACGAAGCAGAUGAGCAUUCUAGCCAGGGCAGAUUUCAUAUUUUCAUUGCAAACUGAGAAGCAAGGAAUGUGUUUAACCAUUCAACCCUAUUCCUAUUCAGAAGCAAGCCCCACUGAGUUCAGUUGAACUUGUUCCCUAGUAAAUGUGCCAAGUCCCAUUGAACUCAGUUGGGUUUACAGAGAAGAUUGUGCUCUAAGCCACAUUUGUGAAAACGCUCCGUGUGCAUGUUGCUAGACCAACAUGCCAAAUGCAUCCUAAUGCCUGCAGUCUUGGGAUUGCAAGGUGUGUGUGCAAAGGAAGCAGUUGUGGGGACACCACUUGGCUCUGGAUGACCUGGGACAAAGGACACGACUUGAAAAUGUGGAAUUGCUUUGUGGAACCAAAGAUAUCUUCUAAUUUUGGGAUAUCGUUGAAGCUGCUGUGCGAAGGAGCGUCUGUGCAGAUUGCCAAGGUUAUUCGGAAUUUGCAAGAGCAAGAGAGAGGUGGUGCCUGAUCAUUGCAGGAAUCAAUGAUCAAUUUGUCUGCCUCUGAACUCCUAGCUCAGCCUUUGCAAACCUGGUACCCUCCAGAUGUUUUAGACUACAGCUCACAUUGUUCCCAGUGAGCACAGCUCGCUGACUGGAGCUGAUCGGAGUUGCAACCACAACAUCUGGAGCAUCCUGGUUUCGUGAAGGCUGCACUAGUGUUUAGGGUGUCAGCAUGAGACAGAACAAAGGUAAAAAACAGGCGACUUCUUGGGGGGGGGGAAUAUAUUCUAAUAUGUUCUUUCCAUAAUUGUCUGAUAUGAAAAUAACUUGCCCAAAAUAACAUUUUGGAGAGGAGGGGGAGAAAGGGAGGGAGAGAGAGAAAUCCUUUGUAUUCUCUGCAGUACAAAGAAAUAGAUUCUCUGCUAAUUGCUAAUUGAAAUCUAAUAUAUGCUAAUUGAAAACUAAUGCAUGCAAAUAGGUUAAUUGCUCUGACAUAGAAAGUGGAUGGCUUGCUGAUUGGAGAUGUGUUUAUCUGGCUAGUUAAAUUUAAAAACAAAAACACACAAUUAUUGCUCUCUUUACACACACACACACACACACACACACUCAAACUGAGUUUUUCAAGCACCUUGAGUGCUGAGCAGAUCUGCCAUGGGAAGUGGGUUGGAAUGCCUGUGGUUAGAUAAGCUUUCCUGUUAUACUGAGCAAUUUAAAGGCAGAAGCCAGAACCCAUAGUGUAGGGCCAAGAUUAUGGAACAGCGCAAACUGCUCUUGCAAUAACAGAUGAUGGCUAUCUGUGGGUGGAUGGCAUUUAAUCCUGCUCUAGAUGCUUCAUAGCACAGUGGUCGAUUGCAUGCUCUGCAUGCAAAAGGUCUUGGGUUCGUGCCUGAAACCUUAGAGAGCCUCUGGCAGUCCGUGUACAGUACAAUAGUGAGCAAGACAAGCCAAUGACCUCAGUACAAAGCAGUUUCCUAGAGCUGCAAUGUAGGCUUGAUCUGCCUUCAGAACAAAGCGCUUUGCAGCUCAGUGGUGAUCUGAUUUAGUAUUGAUAAGGAUGGGCGUGCGAAUCAAGCAAAAUUAAAUAAAUACAGGGGAUUGCUUUGCUGUUGCAAUGGGAGAAAUGCUGUUUGCUUUCUUGUACUUCUUCUGGAUCGAUUUCCCCAAACUUUCCUGCAGUAGGUUGACUGCUGGCUCCAUAAUUUCUGGGGGGCUUACUUUGGGCAGGUAACCUUAGGGAACAUGCGGGGUCCUCUUGUUGCAUCGGCCAACCACAUGCGCAUGGGAAGCUCUCAAGCAGCACCUGAGCAGCAGGAGGAGUAGUUUGGAUUUGAUAUCCCGCUUUAUCACUACCCGAAGGAGUCUCAAAGCGGCUAACAUUCUCCUUUCCCUUCCUCCCCCACAACAAACACUCUGUGAGGUGAGUGGGGCUGAGAGACUUCAAAGAGGUGUGACUGGCCCAAGGUCACCCAGCAGCUGCAUGUGGAGGAGCAGGGAAUCGAACCCGGUUCACCAGAUUACGAGACUACCGCUCUUAACCACUACACCACACUGGUUCACAACAGCAUCCUCCCCAUUUGCAAUUCCCAGCAACUGCUAUUCAGAGGCAUAAUGCCUCCCAAAACAGUAGAGUUAGAACAUAAACAUCAUGGCUGUUAGACAUUUAUAGUCUUGCCCUCCAGGAAUUGGUCUGGUCCUCUUUCAAGGCCAUCUAAGUUGGUGGCCAUCACGACCUCUUGUGGGUGAAAAGCCUUUCCCUAUCUGCUUUCUUCGCACCGUGCAUAAUCUUAUGUGCCUCUGGAUACACCCCCUCUUACUUUUCUCCUACACUGAACAGCCCCAAAUCAUGGAAUCACAGAAUUGUAGAGCUGGAAGGGUCAUGUGGCCCAACUCCCUGGAAAUGUAGGAACUACAGCUAAAGAAUCUCUUUACAUUGCAACUUUUUCUCUUAAGGGAGCGGCUCCACCCCCUAGAUCAUUUUGGUUGUUCUUUUAUGGACCUUUUCCAAGUAGUGGGCCUCACAGAGGCAUCUAAUUGAAAGAGAUUGGUGUGUGUAUGUGUGCAAAUGGAUUGUUUUCCCUCAUGUUGCCUUUGACAUUGGGUUUUCUUUCCAUAUCUUGCCGGGGAAUGUUAGGACCCCUCCUGCAAAUCCCAACCAUGCUACCUUCUAGAAUAUAGAGGGAGUUUCUUUUUCUUUCAGUGCCUGCCACUAGGAUUUUAUUUGCCACCGCUUAAUCUGAAAUGACCUUGGCAGUAUUGAUUAAUGCACUCCAAUUCCCUUUCUUGGAAGGUGGCAAAAGAUAAUAUUCUUUUGUUGUAGGAGUUGCAAGGGGAUUAGUAUCCCCAAAUGCUCAGAACUCUUGGAACUCCUGCCAUUAAAAUGAGAGAUAAGGAGAGGAAAGGGAAUUCGAAAUGCACAAGGGCUGUUUAGGCUGGGGCUGAAAUCAUAUAUACAAACUUCAUGGAGCAGAGUGGCACUUACUUCUGAGUAAAAAUGUACAGGAUUGCUCUGCACCUAGAUCUAAAGGCCCAAACAUGCUAAGUAUAUCAUUCUGAUUUGGCUCAGCUCCACUGAGUUUAAACCCAGCGAGAACCAGCAAAGGUUAGUUGACCAAACUUAGCAGUUGACAAAUAAUAAUAAUAAUAAUAAUAAUAAUAAUAAUUUAUUAUUUGUACCCCACCCAUCUGGCUGGGUUUCCCCAGCCACUCUGGGCGGCUUCCAACAAAGAUCAGGUAAAGGUAAAGGGACCCCUGACCAUUAGGUCCAGUUGUGGCCGACUCUGGGGUUGCGGCGCUCAUCUCGCUUUACUGGCCGAGGGAGCCGGCGUACAGCUUCCGGGUCAUGUGGCCAGCAUGACUAAGCCGCUUCUGGCGAACCAGAGCAGCGCACGGAAACACCGUUUACCUUCCCACCGGAGCGGUACCUAUUUAUCUACUUGUACUUUGACGUGCUUUCGAACUGCUAGGUGGGCAGGAGCAGGGACCGAGCAACAGGAGCUCACCCCGUCGCGGGGAUUUGAACCACUGACCUUCUAAUCGGCAAGCCCUAGGCUCUGUGGUUUAACCCACAGUGCCACCCGUGUCCUAACAAAGAUUAAAAGUACAUUAAAAUGUCACACACUAAAAACUUAGUGUCAGCUUCCAUCCUCAUUACAUAAUUCUCCCAACUAUCUCCUACAUUACUUUUAAUUGGUUAAUUAAUACACUUUUAAUUUGUUAAUUAAUACACUAUUCAGUUAAAAGCAUGGCAGGGUAAUCUCGGCAGCAGUGUAUAUUUUUGUGGCUGGAUAAGAACCAAUGCCAUAGUACAGUGUUUCCCAAACUUGGGUCUCCAGCCGUUUUUGGACCUCCACACCCAUCAUCCCUAGCUGGCAAGACCAGUGGUCAGCAGUGAUGAGAAUUUUAAUCUGAAAACAGCUGGAGACUCAAGUUUGGGAAACCCUGCUGUAGUAGCUCAUGUUGAUAGAGAGCUGCAGACAGAGACUAUCAAGUUAGAUGAGCUGCUGGCCUGACUCAGUUUAAAGGCAGCUCCAUAUGUUAAUUUCAAAGACGGGCUAAUGAAGCAGUGGACAAUAUGACCGGCGUACCCCCAAUUUUUUUCUGUUGUGCUAGAGCAGGGUUUCCCAAACUUGGGUCUCCAGCUGUUUUGGGACUACAGUUCCCAUCAUCCCUGACCACUGGUCCUGUUUAGCUAGGGAUGAUGGGUAUUGUAGUCCAAAAACAGCUGGAGACCCAAGUUUGAGAAUCCCUGCUCUAGAGCGAUGCUGCAGAACAUUUUCCAGCCUGAGGACCACAUUCCCUUCUGGGUAACCUUCUCAGGGCCACAUGCCGGUGGUGGGUGGGGCCAGAUGCAAAAGUGGGCGGAGCCUUGAGUAUGAAUGUAAGGUUGUUCAGUAGGCUAGUUUCUGCGCACUGAUUCCCCUUCUUUCCUCCAUCCAGCAAUGGAAGUGUUAUCUGAGUUCAAGGACACAUUCCAGACAGGCAAAAAUGUUUAGGGUUGGGAAGGGCAUGGGACCUGGCUAGAGUUCAGACAGAGGGUCCCAUUUGGCUCUUGGACCUGAGGUUCCACAUCCCUGCCAUCAAUGGUGCACCUAGGGUGGCCACAUAGCUUGACAGAGCUCUGACAGCACGUCUGUGUUUAUUUCUCUCCUCUGCGGCCAUCUUGGUGAGUUGAUUGCCAGGCCCACUCACUGCUCACAUGAUGACCCUUCUCAAAAUUGCUUCAAGGCACCAUUUUGGGGAAGUCAGUGAGUGCUGUAUAUUAAUUGGGAACACUGCAUUCAAUUCUUAUGUGUAAGCCUUUCUCCAGAAACAAAUACCUACGCCCAUGGGUAGAUUUUUUUGUAUAACUUGUUCUUACCACCUUUAUUGAAAUAUGAAUCAGUCUGGACCAAUGACAGAAUUUAAAUUUGUUGUUUUCUCCUCGCACCCCCCAGUAGGAAGAAUGUUGAUCUUGAUAUUGGCAUAGCAAGAGUUUGAGCUCAGAAUGUUAUCUGCAUCUGUUGUGUGUGUGUAUAUAUAUAUUCAUACAAUAACUUAUCUUCAGUUUCCUAAUGGAUUUGUCUUGACUGAUUCAAUAUUGAAGAUGUUCCUAGGGUAAUCAGAUAUACUUGGUUUCCUGAUAAUUCACUGUGCUUACAUGUUUUGCUUGUUCUUUGCGCAUAGAAUGAGAAAGAGUCACAUGGCUCGAGUUAAUGUUUGCUUUUAGGGGCAAUCUGCUGCUAGUGACGUUGUGGAGACUCGUAAUUAGCCCAGCCGUGCUGCACAUCUCUCCUUUUCACAAUUCCCAUACGUGUAACAAAACGUGAUUUUGAUGCGCCCAAAAUAUAAUGGCCUUGCAAUUGAGAAAUGAGAUUUAUCAUGAAAUAAAUUUAUUCUGUGCUCCUGUGUGGUUUGCUUUGUGACUGGCAUAACGAAGCAGCCCAGGUAGGCCAGGCUGAGAGACAGUUGUUCACCUAUGGUGAGCUUUGUGUGGCGAGUUCCUGCCUCCCCCCUUAGAAAUAAAGACAUGAGACACAAGAAUUCGGGUUAAUGGGUCAACUUUAUUGAUUACGGGUUUUGAGCGGUAUUGGCUUAGGCAUUGGUCCUAACGACUAACCGGCUUCAGCCCGCUUGCUUGAAGACCGGUAAGGGUUAACCACCAGUGAGGGGAGUCCUCCUGAUGCACGUCAACUAGGAGCUCCCCCCGGAGUUACCGCUUGGGGGCGUGCCAUGGGCCCACACCUUCAUAGGCUCAGGACAAGGCCACGCCCCCCGGAAUCCUUUAUCGGACUACCCUUUGUUUUGGGGAAGGUGAUGACGCUUCCUUUCCCCCUUCAUCUGCAUAACAAUAGAACAAUACCCCUACCAAUGCCUAUCCGCCAAUACCGAGAAGUUGUGACGGAUUGCUAUGAGGUAGGCGAAAACCAAGUGGCUGGUGCCAAUCUGCCAGAUGGAAAAAAAUCCUACCAGGCCCCUUGAUGGCGACCAACCUAAGUCCAUAGCAACGUCAGAGCGCCUAGCCUAACGGGUGGGAGGGAAGGGAAAACCUGGCUAGCUGCAGCGCGGAAAAGAGGGAGACCCUCGGCCGUGUCAGACCUAAAUGCAGUGAGGCCACGCCCCCGGGCCAGCCAAUUGGCUGGCCUGAAGAUGAUGCGUCCAAGGAUUCCCUGAUAUCGAGGGGGCUGAAGCCAGCUCCCGCGAGGGUGGGGGAGGGGCGUGAAGCCCACAACCCCACCUCCUCCCUAGCUCGGAAGUGGCUUUGUAGCAGAGUGGAGUUUUGAUCCAGGGCUUCCCAAACCCUAGUCUGAUACUCUUGCUGCUACAUCACACUUGACUUGAAAUUCAAACUUUACCACAAAAGAAGAAGAAAGAAUAUGUUUCAUUCCACUUUUAUGUUCUAGUUGCAAUGAUUACGCCAAUAAGAACUACUUAGAGCCUAUUUCUCCCCAAUGUGUCCAUUUCUUCUGCCUGUAUUAUCUGUUAAUGGAUCCAUUUCUGUGAUGUCCAGUACCUUAAUUGCCCAUUCAGUUGAUGCAGAUGUCAAGUGCUGAGCGGGAGAGGAGUAGAUUUGCAGCUCCUAGGAGAGUUUUUUCUGCGUGUGUGCAAUAGAAAUAAUUUGAUUGGCUCUUGAUAAUCCUCUUCGAGAGAGUUCAGUAUCAAAGUUAAUACAUCAGACAUCAGCCUUGACACUCAUCAUUGAAACAAUAACCUCGGCAGUCUGGACCCAGAAGGAGGCAAGGGGGGCGGGGGUGACAUCCUCAGCAAAAGGUUAAUUCAGUGCAAGGACCAGUCACUUGCCCAGGAUUAGGGCUAUGAUGCCCAGUUGAAGGGGCUUGGAAGCAGGAUGCAGAAAAAUUGGGAAGUGGGCAAGCAGGCAGGUAAGGAAGCAGAUCUUGGAUCGGGCUGGGGACAACAUGUCAAAGAAGCGGGGGCUGGUACCCCUUGGGCAGACGUCAGAGAGCCCUACAGUAGGUGGACCCAGAGUCAAUGACUCUCAGAGCUGACUGAUUAGAGAUUUAAUAAUAAUAAUAAAAAAAAUUAUUUAUAUCCCGCCCUCCCCAGCCCAAGCCGGGCUCAGGGUGGCUAACAACAAUAAAAUAAUACAACAUUCUAAAAUCAUUUCAUUAUAAAAUUAAUUCAAAUCAAAUUGAUGGCAACCAUUGGGCUAGAGUUCUGUGAAGAUUGCCAAAGGAGGGAGUCAGGCUGUGCCCUGGCCAAAGGCCUGGUGGAACAGCUCUGUCUUGCAGGCCCUGCGGAAAGAUGUCAAGUCCCGCAGGGCCCUAGUCUCUUGUGACAGAGCGUUCCACCAGAUCGGAGCCACAGCCGAAAAAGCCCUGGUUCUAGAUGAGGCCAGCCUAACCUCUCUGUGGCCUGGGACCUUCAAGAUCUUUUUGUUUGAAGACCUUAAGUUCCUCUGUGGGACGAGUCAGGAUGGUCAUCCAUCAACAGAUAGAGCUGGGUGUCAUCAGCAUACUGAUGGCAGCCCAGCCCAAAAGCUCCGGAUUUGACCCCAUCUUCCUCCCAGCUGAGUUCUUCAAGGGGCAACACUGAAACUAAGGAGAGGAGGAAUGUGGCAGGCAGUGCCCCUUGCUGGAAAUGGUCGUAAGUAACAAGACAGGAGUCACUGGCUGAGGGUGGGCAGAAGUUGGUGGGGCAGUGCCCCCUUUGCCCUCAUUCGCUAGCUUCUUUUGCAGAAAGCAAGGUGGUUGCUAACAGUUGCCCUGCAAGUGCUGCUAUACUAGAUAACCAGCAAUGUAACAAGAGUGGGUGGAAAGAGGGUCCUGCCGUGGGUGCCACCUGGACAGGGCAGAAUGAGCAUCAAGAUGGAUUUCUGGACCAUCAAUUGAUAAAAAAAAAAAAGAUGUGAUUUUUUUCUUCUUCAGGGUGGAAAUGAUUACAAAUGUUUUCAAGUUGGUUGAUAUCAGGUGUCAGUUUAUUCCGGGGCUUAGUGGGGCCAGCAGGCCGGGCAAAGCGGCAGUGCAGCUCAGAAUGGACUCUGUGACUGCAGCCUGACACAGCAAAACACAUUCAGGGUGCUAUCCAAGUUAGCAAUUUGGGGCAAGUUUACCUGCAGGAUCAUGUUACUCCCAUAUCCACCCACUUGACUGCUUCAUUCUGUGGAACUGACACAGCAACUGGUCCUCAUAAUACCUAUUCUGCCUUUGUAAGAAAUCAAUCUUUCAGUGUGGCAGAACUUACACACCCUGCCUGACACCAGGCAGUUGCAUUCACUGUACUCUUUUCGGUGCCUGAUAACAUUUUUGUUUAGACGAGCUUGCCUUGACAUGUAGAAUGUUGGCGUCUGUUUUUAAUCUGAUUUUGUCUUUUGACUGUUUUAAAGAGUUGUCUUUACUGAUAAUUUAAUUCUUUAUUCUCUUUGCAAACUGCUUUUGGGUCCUUUUUUCUUUUUGCAAUCAAGUGAUGUAUUAAAUCAUAUGAAAUAAACAAAUAAGUUAACUUGGGAGCCUACUGAGUUCAGUGGGUCUUCCUCCUGAGCAGGAUUGUGCUGUUUUCAGUCAUUAAAUACUGCUGACCGGGGACAGGAAUGUGGAAUUCAUUUUAAAGUAAGGCAGGCUUCCUUUCUGGAAUGCGCUACAUUUUUCAAGAAUUGCUGUGUCCAUGGAUAAGAUUACUGUAUGUGUUUGCUAAACCAAAAUGGGCAUAGAUGUUACUCAUAUGCUGGACAGCUUCACAGUGCUGAUUUUCAAGCAGGUUUCGCCUUGCUGCUAUUGCAAACAAAAUGAACCAGAAUGAAAAACUGCUACACAAUGUGAAUAAUGGGUUAUUUGAAUGCAUCCUCUCAUACCAAUAAGUGUGUAAUUUCAUGAGCAGCUUGAAAUGCCAGUGAAAUGUUCAAUUAGUCCCCAAAUAGCAGCCCAGCAUUGUUGUUGUUGUUGUUGUUGUUGUUGUUGUUGUUUUGUGUGUGUGUAAGAGAUUUCAAGAAUGUGAAGCAUGUUUGGGAGUCGUCACAAAUCCCAGUAUUGUUUGCAUGGUAUUAACAGCAUUUUGGAAUUCUUUCCUUAUGUUCUUUUCUGGCUGCACCUCCAUAAUAACAUUUCAAACUGCGUGUUGUUUUGAGCAACUCCUCUUGAAUGCCUGGGAGAUGGGGGGUAGGGCAUCAGAAUGAUAAUCCAAAAAUUGAACAAACACAAAUCAGUCACACAGAUUUCUCUGAAAAGAGGCUGCAUGAGAUAUGUUCCUGCAAUUGCAGCAUGGAACCACUGCUGUCUCUUCUGCAAAGCCCUUGGUCCUUGACAGAAACACGUUUGCUUGCACUCAUCUCUCACUAUUCUUCGCUCUCCAUUGUCUUGCUCCUACAAUCUCUUCUUCGCUGUCUAAAUUUAGUCUGUAAAGCUCUUUAGAGCAGGGACAUAUAUUUGGCUUCUGUUGCUCUGUAAAUCAUCAUGCACAGUGAUGGCAUGAUAAAUACAUAUCUCCACAAAUUGAAGGGUGGCCUGUGGAUAUUCUUAUUCUUAUGAGCUCAUUCGGAGUGGAGGCAAUGCUGAUCCAGGACACUGUGCCCUCACUCUCAGUUGCCUUUCUGACAUAGCCAAAUCUUAUUGGCUCUGUAGUCUUGCAACGUUGUUCACUUCAUUGCAUUUUAGAUUGUGCUAUGGCUGAUGUGUUUGCCUCCCCUGGGCUCCUAUGGGAGGAAAGGCAGGGUAUGAAAUGAAUGAAUGAUCCUUGCUUGUUUGGAUGGAUUAAUCCUAGCAAGAAGGGCUGUAACCCAAAGGGCCUUAGGGCCUCAGGUGCAAUCCUUGGGAUAUCUUGGUAUGGUUGGGAAACUCUCGUUUAAAAUCCUGAGGAGCCAGAUGAAUCAAUGGUCUUCCGAGAGAGAGAGAGAGAGAGAGAGAGAGAGAGAGAGAGAGAGAGAAAGAGAAAGUAAGUUUGAUGGAGUUCUGAAAAUAGCCUCCCCUGUGAAGCAUUGUUCUCCCCCUGGCCACUAAAGGAAAAGGCAAAUAUAGGGUCCAGCCUUACAUUUAAUGUGGAAAAUUGCUUUGUUGGCAUCCAUCUGUCUCGAGAGACAUUGGCGUGCAUCUCUAGGGGUGAAGUCAAACCGCAGCAUUAGCAGCACCAAAGUGACGUCUCUGGGAUGCAAGCCUGGGCAAUGUGUAUGGAGGUCCUGGGUUGCCCAGACAACAAGACCCCUCCCUUGGCCUUGUUGAUGUGGUCCAAAUCAAAGCAGAGCAAUGCGUUUGCCACCAGCUUGGCUGCAGGAGUUGCUAGAAGGAGGCGUACAAGGUGCCAUCCAACCGUCUUAAGGACUCCACUCUGGAUUUGUGUAGGGUUUGCUCCUUCUCCUGAAGAUGUCCCACAAGCCAGCCAAUCUCCUAGAUGGGCUACCUCCCCAGGUUGACGAACCCCAUCUGCUCCUCACUUCCCUCUACAACAUGUGCAGAAACCCCCUUCCUGACCUUUGGACCCAUUACUGGUCUUGUCCACUCAAUCCACUGGAGCCUGUCUUUGCUUGUGGAACAUUAGAGAUUUAAGAGCAAUAUUUGGCUGGUGAUGCUGAAUUAGUUGGUACGGCCCGUGCUAAGCAUGUACAGCAUGUCUAAUAGUGCAGGUCUGUGCUUGUUUACUUGAAGGUUAACCCCAUUGGUCAGAGGAGUAAGUUUCCCAGGUAAGAGUGCAGCCUUAAAUUUGAUCUGUUAUCAAGCUUGGUUAUUAUCAUUGCCAUUAUCAUAAUCACCGCUUACAAACUACUAGCAGCGCAAUCUAAACAUGGCUACUCAGAAGUAAGUGUGACUAAAUUCAGUGGGGCUUACUUCCAGGUAAACAGGAUUGUACCCUAAGGUAGGAAGGGAGGACACGACAGAGUUUUUUUUGAAAUGAUGCACUGUGUGGAGAAACCCAAUAGGAAACAUCUCUCUCUCUCUUUCAUAAAAUAGUGGUACCUUGGUUCUCAAAUGCCUUGGUACUUGAACAAUUUGGAACCAGAAGGCUGCAAACCCAGAAGUAAGGGGUUCAGCUUGUGAACCUUUUUCAGAAGCUGAACAUGCUCCGUUUUGAGUGUUAUGCUUUUGAUUUGAGUGCCACACUUCCAUUUUGAGUGUUACGCUGAUGUCUGUUUUUGCUAUUUAUUUUGCGUUUUUGUUUUUGCAGCUUUUUUGUUUGUUUUUGUGACUGUGUGGAACCCAGUUCAGCUGCUGAUUGAUUGAUUGUGUGACUGCAGUACUGUUCAUUGUUUAUUGAUUUCAUUUUAUGGAUCAGUGGUCUCAUUAGAUAGUAAAAUUCAUGUUAAAUUGCUGGUUUAGGGGUUGUUUUUAAAAGUCUGGAACGGAUUAAUCCAUUUUGCAUUACUUUCUAUGGGAAAGUGCGCCUUGGUUUUGGAACGGACUUCCGGAACAAAUUAAAUUUGAGAACCAAGGUACCACUGUACUAAGUCCAGGACCUCUGAGGAAGUUGAAUGUUGAAAGAGUCAGGACAGACUAAAUAAAGAACUGUGCCACACAGUGCAUAGUUAAAUGAUGGUGUUCACCCCCAAUGGGAGGCAGCGAUGGCCACUAACUUUGCAGGCUUUAAAGGAGGCUGAAACAAGUUCAUGGAGGCUACAGCUAUCAAUGGCUCCUAGUCCAAUGGCUGUGUUCUGCCUCUACUGUCAGAGAUGGUAUAACUCUGAAUAUCAGUUGCUGGAUGCCACAAGUGGGGCGAGCACUGUUGUGUUCCUGGCUUUCUAUACAUAGGUAUUGUAUCUGCUUGGCCACUGUGAGGACAGAACGCUGGAACCAGGAAGGCCUCUUAAUGUUCUUCCUGUACACACCUAGCGGUCAGUCUCAUUGAACUCACUGGGAUUUACCUCUGGGUAGACAUGCAUUGGAAUGCACAGAAAAUGUUGCACAUGCAUUGAAAUGUGCGGCAAAUGUUGUACGUGGUGUGUAUUCCAACACCUGUUUUCUAUUGGCUUAUUAUCCUGCAUAUUAGUAUAGCAGUGGAAUAUUUUUCUUUGUAUAAAAUCCUAGCAUCAUGACGGGUGUGUUUUCUCUUUCUCUUUCUUAAUGACAUUUUAAUUCUAGCCCUCCUCUUGGCAUCUACAAAUUGCUGGUGUAUAUUACCUCUUAGGCUGACAUUUCUAUAUGCUUAUAUUUGGCCAAGAUCAAAUUUUUCUUGGAAAGUUUUAGGAACAUCUGUUUAGCCAUUUGGGGGCUAUUGAAGCAUGUAGAAAUUAUACCACUCAGCUGUUUAAAUUUUGCUAAAGUACUUCUUCCUAUUUUAGAAUGGGCAUGAAUAGAAAAUAGAUCAAAUGCAAUAACUGAGAAUUUCAAAAUGGGCUUCCUCUGGGGCUCUUCUCUCUCCUUUCGCUCUAUCCUGAUUGCAGCUACUAUUCUGCACCUUAGAAUAUUCCAUUUCUGGAAAUUUUGGAACAAGACGGAGAUAGACUGAAAUUGCAGAGUUUUGAAAAAUUAAAAAACAAAGUGCGAGACUGGCUUCAUUAUUAUCAAAUAAUGGAGGCAUUUAAAUUAGACAGGAAAAUUGGCUUCCAGGUGGAAAAAUCAAAAUUAGAAACAGAAUUGUUAGAACCCAAUACUAAGAAUCUGUCAAGAAUGUAUAACUUGCUGCUGAAAUGGAAUACUCAAGAUGAAACGGUAAAAUCGGCUAUGAUUAAAUGGGCACAGGACGUAGGACAUAACAUUAUGUUUGCUGACUGGGAACAGUUAUGGACCACUGGUAUGAAAUUUACGGCAUGUAAUGCCUUAAGAGAGAAUAUUAUGAAAAUGAUAUACAGGUGGUACAUAACCCCAGUCAAGCUUGCGAAAAUCUAUCACUUGCCCGAUAACAAAUGUUGGAAAUGUAAAGAAACUGAAGGUACAUUUUUUCACCUUUGGUGGACGUGCCCAAAGAUUAAGGUUUUCUGGGAAAUGAUAUAUAAUGAAUUAAAAAGGUAUUUAAGUAUACCUUCCCCAAGAAACCAGAGGCCUUUCUCCUGGGCAUAGUGGGCCAAAUGGUGUUAAAAAGGGAUAGAACUUUCUUUAUGUAUGCAACAACAGCAGCAAGAAUACUCAUCGCAAAGUAUUGGAAGACACAAGAACUUCCCACGCUGGAGGAAUGGCAGAUGAAACUUAUGGACUAUAUGGAAUUGGCGGAAAUGACUGGUAGAAUCCGUGACCAGGGAGAAGAGUCGAUGGAGGAAGAUUGGAAGAAAUUCAAAGACUAUCUUCAGAAACACUGCAAAAUUAAGGAAUGUUAAAGUGAUGUUGGAUUGAAAAUAAGUGGUUUCCAGCUGUACAGGUUAAAGCUAAGGAUAGAUUAAGAUUAAAGAUUAAGAUUAAAGAUGUUUAAAGAAAUGGAAAUUUGAUAAUAAAAGGGAAAAAUUUAAAGGUAUAUGACAUUAAGAACAAGGAUUAUGUUUAAAAAAGCUGAAGCUAUAUAGUUUAAUAUUUCAUUAAAUUAAAGAUUGGGUUUUAAAAAGUGGAAAAGAAACUGCUGGACAAAUAAUGUAGAUUGGAAUACAAAAGAGGGAGGUAUGAGGAAGUCCAGAAAAUAAGUAAUUCAAAAUUGGGAAUGUAAAAGAGAGUUUGUUUUAAAUUGUUAUGUUGUGUGUUUUUAUUGUUAAAUUUUGUAUUGUUUUUUUGUGUGUGUGUGUUGUUUUUUCUUUUUUCUUUGUUUAAAACUUUAAUAAAAAUUAUUCAAAAAAAAAAAAAAAAAAAGAAUAUUCCAUUUCUGAGAGCCACUGCAGGUAUGAAGAGUCUGGCUCGGAGUGGAUAAAAUUGGUUUCAAACUCCUGGUCGGUCAUGAAUCUUGCAGUAUGACUUUGGGCCAGCCACUAUAGGCCAAUUUAGACAUAAAUGCUAAAUGUUACUUUGGAUCAUGGCCGCCUAUUUCCAUCUCCAGUUUUGGUGUGGGCACAAGGAAGAGUUCAAAAGCUUAGGCUUCCAUUUUCAGUUGAUCCAAGUUUUGCAUUCUGUCUAAACUCUAGGCUGUUGUUAAGCUAAUUAUGGUUUCGCACAACAAGCCAACUUCAUAAACAACAGAUACAAGAUGCCUGAGGUUCCGCAGGACUGUUUGAAAACCUUUUUGACCAGAUGUGUGAGUUGGACAAUGGAAACAUUUCUGCAGAUGCCAUGAGGGACAAUAUCCCUGUUGCGCUACUUUCAGCUCUCCUAAAAGUUAUUGUCUGUCUCUUGUCUCGGACCCAAUCCCAGCCAGUUUCCAAGGAGGCACUUCUCUGACUUUAAUGGCUGCUUGAUUUUAAUAAUAGUAACCUUGGUGGCUUAACCUUGAGUGAUUAAUUGCUCUUCUCACAUUUACAAAUCCGUCUGCCAGCAGCACAUCUGCCUGUUGCUUGUGUAGCUCUUGAUUUUAAUUUCUCCCGGAAAAAAGACUCGGGCUUCCUGUAAAGGUAGAACAAGGAGUGGAAGUCAGAUAUGCAUUUUACUCAGAGUAGACCCAUUUGAACUAAUGAACAUGACUAAGUUAGGUCUACUCGGAGUAGGAACUUAGUUGAAUCCCACCCCAGAAAGUUGGACAUCUGUUAGAGAUACUGUAGAUUCUUCUGCUGAGCAGGAGGUUGGAAUGGAUUCACAGCAGCUGUGAAGCUCUCACUGCAAUAUGAUGCCCUUUUGUUGACUUUCUUAAGACAUUCUAACAUGAUUUUCACCCUCCAUGGACUCAUGGAACCUUAUGGAAAGGCGCUUUCAUUGGAACUGCUUUUCUUGGAAUGUCUCAAACUACAACCAUUGGCUGCUAUUUAUCAUUCUCUUUUCUGUAUUAAGCUCUGUAUGGGUACGUUUUGUUACUUGACAUUAAAAACCAAUUGAAAAUAGUUAAAAAAUUGGAAAGUACAUGCCUUUAAAGCAGUACUAUACCACUUUAAUGGCAUGACUUCCCCCCAAAGAACCUUGGGAACUGCAGUUUGUUUUGAAAUGCUAAGAGAACCCUAUUCCCAAUACAGAACUACAACUCCCAGAGCUCCCUGGCAAGGAGGAUUGAUUGUUAAACCACUCUGGAAAUCGUCAGGGGAGGUCUGUGAUGGGAAGAGGCAUCUCCUAACAACUCUCAGCAUGUUUAGCAAAUUACAAUUCUCCAGAUUCUUGGGUGGAAACUGUGGCUGGUUUUUAAACAACAACAACAACAAAACAAAACCAAAAACCUGCAUUUUCAUUUGCAUGUUGUUUCAGUGCAAAUUAAGAUAGUUUUGCAUUGUGUUUCCCAUUACUAUUCCUUUCAAUAAAACCCCGCUGCUAUUGAUAGAUUCUAUGGGGGACAAAAUAUAUGGAAUUAUUCUUUUAUACCUCUUCAUUCAUUUCCCAUAUACCAUUAGGUCUUGACUGGAAAACUUUCCCCAUCUUUUCUCUCUCUCCCUGUAACUACAGGAUUUUCUAAAUGCACCAUGUAUGGACCAUUUUCUCUUUUACAUUUCAUCACAGACUUUCAUAGCAGCCAAGACUAUAUAUCGGCCAAGAACAUCCACUUGGCUAAACGGUCAAGGAACUUACAAAUGGCAUUUUUGCUGUCUAGUUGCACAGCUGUGAAUAUGUCAUACCUGGAGAUGCUUCAAAAGUUUGAGCUCAGGGCUUCUUGUGAAAUUGUUGUUAGACAUUCUUGCUUGUUGGCAUUGGGGAAAACUGGGAGUCCAGCAUUUAUGUUGUAUAUAAGUAAUAAGGAACCCAGCACUCUAGGUACCCCUUUAGUUGAGGUUCAUUGAAGAUAAAACCAAACUUUCAGUUUGUAUCUUAGGAGCCACUAUUCCUUAGCAAAGCAGGCUGAAGUCUCCACUUUGGGCUAAUGAUUUGCUAAGGAAUGGUGGCUGCUAAGCUACAAACCACAGCCAACACACAAUCAUUACUUAGCUUGUGAACCACCCUGAGACCUGCAGGUAUGGGGAAGCAAAUGUCGGUGUACUGGAAGAAGCAAAGAUCACCAGUGUUGAAGCAAUAAUUCUUCAACAUCAACUUCAUUGGACUGGACAUGUUGUGUGGAUGCCUGAUUAUUGUCUUCCAAAGCAACUACUCUAUUCCGUACUUAAAAUGGAAAGCAUAAUGGUGGUGGUCAACAAAAAAGGUUUAAAGACUGUCUCAAGGAAAAUCUAAAAAAAUGUAGUAUAAACACCAGCAAUUGGAAACACUUGCCUGCAAGCACUCCAAUUGGAGAACAGCCUUCACCAAAGGUGCCAUGGACUUUGAAGACACUCGAACUCAGGACGCAAGGGAGAAACGUGCUAAGAGGAAGGCAUGCUUGGCAAAUCCACACCGUGGUCAACUUCCGCCCAGAAACCAAUGUCCCCACCAUGUGGAUCCACAGUCACUUACGGACUCACUGUUAAAACUGUGUUUAUGGAAGACAAUUUUACUCAGCUAUGAGUGAUUGCCAAAGAAAGAAGAAGAUAAAUUUAAUAAAAAAUAAAAAAUAGUAACAAUAGCCACAAAUCCAGAUUAAGCACAGUUCAUUAUAUUGUCUAGUCCCUUGAGAGUUAAUUUAAACCUACUUAUUUUGUUUUACGUUCCACCUUUCUUCUGUUGGACUCAAAGUACUGCCUAGGAGUUUCCAAGCAAUUGCGGCAUUCCCUCCAACAUUUCUCUGAUUCUGAUGAAUCAGAAACCUGGAUAGCUUCUGUAAAUCCAGGACUGUCCCUGGAAAACAGGGACACUUGGAGGGUCUGUUGUGGUGUCUCAUCCAUCCAGCCCAGCCCAGAUGCAGACCUGCUUAGCUUCAGAAGCUUGCUGCCUCUUGUGCCCUCAGGGGCCAUUAUGGCAGCUUGAAGUGCCCCCAUCUUAUUGUGUAAAGGUUGUUCAAUCUUUCUUCCACCUAACCUUCAGUACUGCCUAUCUCCAAGCCCUCUGGGAAGAGUAAAAUACUCUCCACGGUGUCAAUUUCAGACUAAGCUGCACUUGAUACGUGGCACUACAUCUGCAGAUUAGCUGAGAUGUAUGACACACACACGGGCUGCUGUUGCUAGGGAGGGAAGAGCCUGUUGAGGAGGUUUAUUGGAUUACAAAAUUUGCUCUUAAAAAUGAGACCGGGAGGAAGUGGAGCUAUUCCAGCUUUCAAAAUAAUUCCUGUAAUACAAUUUUCUGAAGCAAGGUGUAGCUGGAAAAAGAAACUGAUUGUGGCUCAAAAUCACUGGGGAGCUAGAAUCUGAACUUGGGAUCUUGGCGGAAAGCUAGGCUUUAUUUUCCUGCCUUUUGACAGUAUAUAUAAAUCUAACUCUCAUUUUGCAAGAUGACCUUUUGUGUGAACAAGAGAUUUGAGGAGUUUAGUGGCGGCAUACUGUCAGCACAAGCACAAAACAGGACAAUAAGCUAGGGUGGAAUUCAGAACGGCUCAUUUUGGGAGGUGAAAUCAAGAGGUUUGUAUGUGCUAUGGCGGGUCCCUAAAUCCAUCGGAGCAGAUUUUGAGGGUGCACAGAGUAGGGACUGCAAAAAGAAGGAGGAGCGGGAGCUCCAUUGUGCAAGAAUAAGUCUAAUGUUUGAGUGGAACAGCAGCCAUGUUUACAACCUAAAGUUGUACUUCCUGGAGAGAGAGUCAAAGCAAUGGUGAGCAAACUUUAUUUUGGUGUUGGUGGCCCAAUUUCCUUUGGCGUAGGUUAGGGGGCUUGUGAUGAUUGUGGAUGGGGCUGAAGACAAUGGUGGAAAUGACCAGAGCCUAAAGUAGGUGAUGGCAUCCUUCCCUCCCUCUCUUUCAUUCUCUUUCUCUCCCCCCCCUCUGCCUCCCUUCCACUCCUUCUCUCCCCUGCUGCUCAUCCAAUGGGCUGUUGCAGGAGGGACAGAUCAUUCUUUCCAGAUGUCUGAGCAGAGAUCACCUUCAGAGGAGUUUUGAAAGUCAGCCAAGGACCACAUAAAAUUUGAGUGAAGGCCACAUGCAGCCGGUGGGCCACAGGUUGCCCAUUGCUGGUUUAAGGUAAACCAUACAUGGGCAGGGAACCAAGGAGCUAUUUGAUUGAUAGGUUCGUAUUUUCUCAAACGUAUACAGCAUAAUGACAUAACAGUCCAUAAAUCAUUAUCACGUUCAACUUAAUAAAACAGCUUUGCAAAUUAUGGCUCAUGCCCCAAGUGAUCAAUCUCUCAAUCAAUAUUACUGUGUACAAAGACAAGGAGGGAGAGAGUUACUGGAGGUGAAAACAUUCCAAAGGGCGCAUGCAUAUUUUUAUAAAAUAUUACAGGUUUUUUUGGGGGGCUUGGGGGUUGGGGUACAUUUUCCAUAAGCCACUAAGAUAUACAAUUGUCCUAAUGGCUCCCAUUUGUGUUUGUAUUAAGCUUUCAAGGAAUGUGUUUAUUUCUAAAACUGAUACCUGCUUCUUCAGUGACCAUCACCAUUCCCUGGAUGGCUUAUAAACCAUAGAAGAACAGAGUAAACCUCCUUAAAAUAAGAAUGUUCUCUUGCUUCUGACUUUGAUGGGGUUAAGGUAAUCUCCCAAACCAGGAGGGAAGCAUUAUAAAGUGGCAUGCAUAAAUGGAAGGGAACCAUGUUACUAUAAUUUUAUAAGUACGGUAUCAUGAUAGAAAGAUGAAAGUGGGUCACAAGCUAGAACAUGUGUGGAGCAGGGUGACCAAGAUGAUCAAGGGUCUGGAAACCAAGCUUUAUGAGGAACAGUGGAGAGAGUGGGUAUGUUUAGCCUGUUAAAGAGGAGACUCGGAGGAGAUAUGAUACCCAUCUUCAAAUACAGUGGUACCUCGAGUUAAGAACUUAAUUCAUUCUGGAGGUCUGUUCUUAACCUGAAACUGUUCUUAACCUGAGGUACCACUUUAGCUAAUGGGGCUUCCCACUGCUGCACGAUUUCUGUUCUCAUCCUGAAGCAAAGUUCUUAACCUGAGGUACUACAUCUGGGUUAGAAGAGUCUGUAACCUGAAGCGUCUGUAACCCAAGGUAUCACUGUAACUCAAGGGCUGUCACAUGGAAGAGGGAACAAGCUUGUUUACUCCUGCUUUGGAGGAUAGGACUCAAACCAAUGGCUUCAACUUACAAGAAAGGAGAUUCCGACUUAACAUUGGGAAGAAUAUCAGGAAGAACUUUCUGAGAGUAAGAGCUGUUUGACGGUGCAACAGGCUCCCACGGGUGGUUGUGGAUCUUCCUUCCAUGGAGGCUUUUAAGCAGAGGUUGGAUGGUCUCUGAGAUUUGUGUAUCACUUUGUGGGGUGUGUUUGUGUUGAACUAGAAGACCCUUGGAGUUCCUUCCAGCUCUACAAUUCUGUGAUUCUUAUCAGAAAGCUUAGGAAUAUUGGAAGCUCCUAAUACUAUCUGGCAGUGGCUCUCUAUGGCUUCAGACCCAGGGGCGUAGGAAGGGGGAUGGCUCACCCCAGGUGUCACCCUGAGGAGGGAUGACAAAAUGGCGGCUGGCCAAAGGCUACACUCACUGUAGGGUGGCCAAGGGCCCACGCACGCUGUCGUUAUGGCCGCUGCUCAAGCGCUGUCCCUAUCGGUGGUGCUCGAUCGGCACCGUCUGUAUCGGUGCCACACAUGCUCCACCAGGUGGUUUGUCCCGCCCCUGUGGGUGGUUUGCUCCACCCCUUAACACCCCGCACCGGGGGCUGAAGAGCCUUCCUUCACCACUGUUCAGACCAGGAACAUUCUCAGAUGUACCUGAAGGUGUUGGGGAUUUAAAAGACAACUGAAGGUGGCCCUGUUUUGGGUUUUUAAUGUCUGACACUGUAUUGUUUUUAAUAUUUGCUUGGAAGCCGUCCAGAGUGGCUGGGGAAACCCAGCCAGAUGAGCGGGGUAUAAAUAAUAAAUUAUUAUUAUUAUUUUGAACUUGGGAACUUCCACAUGCAAGCAGUCACUCUGUUCCUGUGCUAAUAAGAUCCUUCCCACUGACCAACAGACCUUGUGCCAGUAACACACAUCAAGAAGAGCUUGACUCUGGCCCUGAUAGGGAUAACUGUAGCAAAUGGUUUUGGUGUCACAGAUUUGGCAGUUGUGAGAAGAGAGCCAGAAAAGAAAGAAUAGAAAAAAAAGAGGAGUGAGAAGAGUGGUGAAUCUAAACCAAGUGCCUAAAGAGAAUGUAUUAAUACAAAGGAUCGCUUAGUGUAUCAACAGUUCUUUUCAUCAGAAGCAGCUGCAGGUGUCAAUGGACUGAAAGUAAAAUCGAUGUAAGAACAGAGCUACAAAUCUGUCAAAAAAAAAAGUCUGAAUAACAGUCACAAGGAAACCACCAGCGUACAACUUGCAUAAAACCAAAAAUUAAUAAUAUGUUGCACAUAAUUAUCUUGAUACAAAUGUCAAGCUGACAUCUAGAAUCUCUUAAAAAAAUACUGUGAACAGCAGAUUUAUGAAACAAAUAAUUAGCUAACUAUAUAUAUGAGAGAGGGAGGGAGAGACAAGCCUGAUAGUUGGGGGCUAAAAUCUCCAGCUGUGUUCAGAAUACUCCAACCCACUGACUACAGUCUGAAGCUAUAUUCAGUUGUUCCUUCAUAUGCAUGCAAAAAAAGGGCUUGAGACUGUGUCCUCCUGCUUCUGCCUCCAAUAUUCCUGGACAUUGGUGGCCCUGCUCUCAUUGCCUGCACACUGGGGGGGGGGGGGAGUUUGACUUUACCAACACCAUUUUGUCCACCUGGGUUCCACCAUAACCAGCAACCUCUCAAUCGAUGCUGAGCUGGACAAGCAUAUUGGCAAGACAGCUACAGCAAUGGCUUACCUCUCUGAAAGGGUAUGGGACAAUGUGAUGCUUAACAUCCAAUAUCAAGAUGAAGGUCUACCCGGCUUGCGUGUUGAGCACAUGGCUUUAUGGUAGAGAGUUGUGGGCCACUUACAACUGCCAGGAAUGAUGCCUCGAUGCCUUCCACAAGAUCACCUCUCAGACUUAAUUGCUGGGGUGGAAGUGAGAGUGUGGUUGUCUCUCUGUGUUUGUUGGAUUAGGUUUAGGGUUAAGUGUCUGGUACGGAGACCCCUAUCUCCUUCACAGAGCUCCAGUACUCAAGAGCUCCCUGGGAAGAGGGACUGAUUGUUAAACUACUCUGGGAAUCGUAGCCCUGUGAGGGAAAUAUGGGUCUCCUAACAACUACAAGCACCCUUGGCAAACUACAGCUUCCAGGAUUCUCUGUGGGGAAGCUAUGACGGCUUAAAAUUGUGGUGUUGUUGUUUAGUCGUCUUAGUUGUGUUCGACUCUCCAUGAUCUCAUGAACCAGAGCAUGCCUUGGAAACUCUCACUUUCUUCUCAAAGCGUCUCCUUUUUUAUGUCCAUGGAGUUUUCUUGGCAAAAUACUGGAGUGGUUUGCCAGUUCCUUCUGCAGGUGGAUCACAUUUAGUCUAAACUCUCCACUAUGACCUGUCCAUCUUGGGUGGCUCUGCAUGGCAUAGCUCAUAGCUUCUUGGAGUUAUUCAAGCCCCUUCACCAUGACAAGGCAGUGGUCCAUGAAGGGGGAAAUUGUGUUACACCACUCUAAAUGUAUAGUACAGAUGGAGUUUUAAUGGAUGUCUUAUAGAUAUUUUUGGUGGACAUUCUCUGAUCAGUGGGUUGAACCUGGAGCUUGGCUGUCGUUACUGUGAACUUUUUUAUAAAUAAUAAUAAUGUGCUGUGCAUUUGUGGUGGAACAUCUAAGUAAUGAGCAAACAUGUGAUCAUCUAAUAGAGAAAAGUGGUGGAUGAGGCCCCAGGUUAUUUUCCUGCUAGCCCAUUGUUCAGAAAACAGAGGGAAACAAAUGCAAAUUGUUCAGCACGGAGAAGUUCUUUGCAAAACACCUUUUGCAAGGGUUGUGUUAGAAGAGCUGCCUCUCUCCACCUCCAUUAGAGCUUUGUGCUAAAUGUUUUUUGAGGCCGUGCCAAGAUCUGGGUGACCUUGAUAGUUGUCCUGCAAUGGAAAGCUGAGACAUGUAUGCUCAGGAAAGGCCUUAAUAAUUGACUUGAAAGCUGGAGAUUGCCAAUCCUAGAAUUUACCACAAUAAAAACAUACUAUUGGGAGUGUUGUUGGGGGUGGCCAGGUGUCAAGACUAGAAAUGACCUGAUAUUUGGGAGACAUUUCUCCCCUGCCCAUUUAGGGCAGAAGCAAAUAGCUCCCUUGCCCAUAUUAGGAAAGAGUGGGAGAAAUUCAGUGGCCUGUGGGUUUUUUGCUGAAUAGCAUCAUGAGAGAAGCGGGGGACUUGAGAAUUCAUUCAAACCUGGGAAAUAUUGUGUAAACUUUCUUGAUUAUAAUGCUAGCACAUUUGUCAUGUUUUCUAAUGUUCCUUUCACUGCAGUGCCUGUUGCAUUAUGGAACAGUGGCUCUUUGACCAAUAAACUGGCAUAUCAUGCUAAAUUUCAUUCAUACCAGCGGUUGUGCUGUGACACAACAAUGGGUGCUGUUGGACCUUGUCGCUGUCCCCCCCCCCCUUCCCACACAUGCAUGCUUCUUAUUCCCCCACAGAUCACCCGGGAAAACCUCAAGAAUGAACUAUAUGUCAGUAUGCCACCCCAAAUUCCAUCAUUUUAUUCCUGCAGUUUUCUAACUUAAUGGACUUGCAGUUAAUGGAAGCAAUAAGCAGAGAAAUGAGCACUAAACUGCCACCAGAUUUCUGCAGGUGGCUUCUACAUUGUGUGAAACCUCAAGUAAAAUGUGGAAAUUAACAGUUAGGGAAAAGAAAUAUAAUGCUGUAAGGAUUCAGCCUGAAUUAGGCUGGUGGACCAGAUCCUUAUCUCUCCCGCUCCUCAUGAGGCAAGUUUGGCAGGGGGGCAGAGCCACCCACCUGUCAGUCACCUGGUGUUGCAAAGUGCAGAUUUCCACCAAUCACAAAACGCUGUGUGCAGAACUUCAGGGCUGCCAUUGGUCAGCAGAUUGUCAGUGCCUACAAACCUGCUUUGGUCCAGCUGCAUCCUUGCCUUCCCUAUCCCUGAUGCCAUAUUUGAUGUUAGGUAUAGGGCAAGUGGAGGCGACUUGGCUGAAACAGCCCUGGUGGGCAGAAUGGCUUAGUUCAUUUAUUACAUGCUGCCGUUCCACAGUGAGCUGUGCCCCAAAACAGGUGCCCCUAAACAUCCACUUAUCAAAAAAGCAAGCAUUGGGGGUAGCUGAGAGAAGCCAGCUUACAAAAUGUAUCCAUAAAUUCAAGCAGGGCAAAAAUCAACAUCGGAACCAACAUAGAGUAAAUUCCGUAUUACAAAAGAAACUCUUUCUCUUUAGUGAUCACUCGUAGCUGGGUAAAAUUGUCUUCCAUAAACACGGUUUUAAAAGUGAGUCUGUAAAUGACCGUGGAGGCCAAUUCUGGAUCCACAUGUCCUCCCACAGUGGGGACAUAGGUUUCCAGGUGGGAGUUGAUAACGGUGAGGGUUUCCCAAAUGUGCCUUGCUCUUAGCGCAUUUCUCCCACUGUCCACUGUCGAACAGCUCUUACUAUUAGGAAGAACUUCCUGACAGUAAGAGCUGUUCGACAGUGGAAUUUGCUGCCAAGGAGUGUGGUGGAGUCUCCUUCUUUGGAGGUCUUUAAGCAGAGGCUUGACAACCAUAUGUCAGGAGUGCUCUGAUGGUGUUUCCUGCUUGGCAGGGGGUUGGACUCGAUGGCCCUUGUGGUCUCUUCCAACUCUAUGAUUCUAUGAUUCCCUUUCAUCCUGAGUUUGAGUGUAUUCAAAGCCCAUGGCACCUUUGGUAAAGGCUGUUCUCCAAUUGGAGGGCUCGCAGGCCAGUGUUUUCCAGUUGUUGGUAUUUAUACUACAUUUUUAAAGAUUUGCCUUGAGAGUCUUUGAAGCUCUUUUGUUGACCACCAGCAUGACACUUUCCAUUUUUAAGUUUAGAAUAGAGUAGUUGCUUUGGAAGAUGAUCAUCAGGCAUCCGCACAACCAGUCCAACGAAUUUAGACUUCAAUACGUAAGUACUGAGCAAAGGAAAGUGAACAGAGAAUCAGGUUUCAGUUGCUGUCGCUAGUCUUGCUGAACUCCAUGAGGCAAAACACUACUAAACCUUAGGUUACGUAAAUACAAUGCUGGUAACAACGCACACAAUGUAACAGGCUGUUUUUGACUCUGUAACUUCUAUUUCAAACACAGUUCAACAGAUAAUAAUUCACAAAGUGUAAUUCCAUAGACCAACACAUCAUGCAAACAGAACAUAUCAAGAGAAAUUAAAGUCCAAUGGAUGGUCAGGAGAUAAAGUCCAUUUGGUUCCUAAACUGGCAUAUUGGCAAUAACCAUAAUAUGGUAUGCUUAUCUUCUGAUGUUCCACAUAUAUAUGUUCUGUUUGCAUGAUGUGUUGGUCUAUGGAAUUACACUUUGUGAGAUAUUAUAUAUUGAAUUGUGUUUGAAAUAGAAGUUACAUAGUCAAAAACAGACUGUUAUGUUGUGUGUUGAUACCAGAACUCCAGUGUUGGUGCUGAUCUUUAAAGCCCUAAAUGGCCUCGGCCCAAUAUACCUGAAGGAAUGUCUCCACCCCCAUCGUUCUGCCCAGACGCUGAGGUCCAGCACCGAGGGCCUUCUGGCGGUUCCCUUACUGCGAGAAGCAAAGCUACUGGGAACCAGGCAGAGGGCCUUCUUGGUGGUGGUGCCUGCCCUGUGGAACACCCUCCCAUCAGAUGUCAAAGAGAGAAACAACUACAUGAUAUUUAGAAGACAUCUGAAGGCAGCCCUGUUCAGGGAAGCUUUCAAUGUGUGACAUUUUGAUGUAUUUUUAAUCUUUGUUGGAAGCUGCCCAGAGUGGCUGGGGAAACCCAGCCACAUGGCCAGGGUACAAAUAAUAAAUGAUAGAUUGAGGGCACAAGGAGAAGGGGAUGACAGAGGACGAGAUGGUUGGGCAGUGUUCUCGAAGCUACCAGCAUGAGUUUGACCAAACUACGGGAGGCAGUGGAAAACAGGAGUGCCUGGCGUGCUCUGGUCCAUGGGGUCACGAAGAGUCAGACAUGACUAAACGACUAAACAACAACAAAUUAUUAUUAUUAUUAUUAUUAUUAGGCUGCAGUAGGCUGUCUUUAAGCACAAUUCAAAUGAGGAAGCAUGGCAGGGGCCUAAUUUGGCCAACAGGAAGGUUUCCCACUCCUACAUUGUGAGGUGGCUGAGUGGUGUUCUUCAUUUUAAUACUCGUAAAAGUUUCAAACCUGUCUCUAGUGCCACCACAGCCUCCUGCACUUCCUGGAAGGACAGGACAACCUCUUAUCCAAAAUGCAUCCCGGAAAAUCACUCCAAAAGGAGGUGGCUUUGGGAGGGGGUGUGUCCUGUGUCCUGAGGCUGGGGGAAAGACCUGGAGGGCCACGUUUGACCCCCUGGACACGAGGUUCCUCUCCUCUUGGUGAAACACUUCGCUGAGAAAAUGGCUCACAAUACCUUGUGAACCCAACUCUGGAUUCUGCUCUUUUUACGUUCUCAGCUGCCUGAGGUCAUUUCAACUGGGAACAUCAGACCAAGUCAGGGGUCUUCCAUAUGUUGAAGCUGGUGCUUGAUCAGUGAGUUGCGGUGGUCCCUAUGGCAGAGCGUCACAAUUCUAGGCAGCUCCUUCAGGCUCCUGGCUGCAACCCGCAGCUGCCUGGCUCUGCUUUAAGACUUCCUUGUUGCUGUGAAAUUCUAUGAGCAGCAAAAAUAGCAAUCUUUAAAGAACUUGCUCGCUUUGGACAGCUCUUUUUUUCAAAAAUCUGUUCAAAGCAGGAAUUCCCCGUGUCUAAUUUUCUUUUGAGUUAGAAGCCACUGUUUAGCUCUCUGAGUGACAAUAGUGAUUCUUUGUGCCGUAAUGUAGAAAACAGAGGUUCGGCGGGGUGUUGCUAUCGUUUAAACACCAAUUAAUGCUGUAAUUUCUUGGCUGCAGCAGUAAAGGAUUCCUUUUCAUUUUUAAUUUGCAUGGAUUCUUGAAAGUGUGUACUGCUAUGCUGGUGCUUAGCAGGGAGUCGUUAAUGGGUGGGAUUGCAUUACCAUCCUCCCCCUUCCAUCCCUGGUUUCUUAUGGUAACCCUCCCCCCUGCCUUUGUGGAAAAUAAAAAGGGGGUAAGCCCCACCUAAGCCAUUACCACUCCGCAUGCGUUAAUGUUCCUGCUAUUCAUCCUGCCUACAGAGACAUGCUGUUCCUAGUAUACUCCCUGUGCCUUGCAGAUCUUGAAAAGCAUUAUGCAUUGUGAUGAAAGUUUGACAUUUAUGUACACGGGAUGGCGUGUUUUGUGUGUGUAAGAACUCUGUGAUUUCUAUUAUUUGGCACUCCACAAGCACGAUAAUCUAGCUUCAUAAGAAGAGUGUGUUAGAGCGCAUUGUAUGGCAGAGUGAAAGUUCAUCUGUUAAUGCAAAAGAAAAAGGGAAAGCAAGGACAGAUCUUUAAAAAAGCAAAAAGCUAGGUUGUUUGAACCAGUGGUUAUGGAAAAGGCUGCUUUGUCUCUCAAGAAGCACAUUCCACAGUGAGACAAGAGUCUUGAUAAGUGCGCCAGCCUGAAAAUCCCCCAGAACACUCAGGAAUCCAUCAGAUUCCAUCAGUCUUUGAGAGUGCACCAACUCGUUGAGUCUCUCCUGCGGAGUUGAGUAGCUACAUUUAGCCUAAACCUCACCAGGGAAUGGUCUAUCCAUGACAAGUGACUCACACUGAGCCCCUCCCCUCCACCCCAGUCAAUGGAGUAUUACUAGUUUGCUCUGAGGAAAAGACCAGGUCUACACCAGAUUAGGUGUAGGGGAAGCAGCUGUGGUUUGGGGAAUAUGGCCUUAUGAGUCAAAUUGAGACCCAUGCUGGGCCAAAUUAGUCUGGAGGUUCUCCAACCUCGCAGUAAAUGAGCUAUGCUGGAAGCAGAAGAGCAGCAGAAUGCUCCAGCUUUCCUCCUCGCCUGAGGAGGAGCCCGUUCAAUUUUCCAGCAUGGAAUUGAGUGCUCUCACCUGCAUGGAAUUCCCUGGUGCCUAUAGCUACCAGGUGAAUGUUUCAGUACACAGCUGCAGUAUAAACAGACUGCUGUGGUCAGACCACUUUGAACAGUCAAUAAAACAAGCCAUUUCCUACAAAAACCGCUGUGGCGCAAUAGCUUAUCUCUGAUGUGCCACCUGACUUUUCAGCUUCCAGACACAUGACUCUGUUCUGCUUGGACUAUGCCCCCUUCCACACUGAAUUUUAUAUAUUGAUUCAACAUUUGUUCCCCACCUUUCCUUGAAGGUGCUCAUGGUUCUCCCCCCGCUGAUAUCAUAAUGCUGUGAUGCAAAUAUGUGACCAUGCCUGGAAUACACCUCUGGUCCUCUCGCCUCAAAAAGGAGACUAUAAAAUUGGAAAAGCUUCAGAAAAGGGUUACUUUUGCAGCUUAUUGGGACUUUUUAGUUUAGAGUAAAUUUAAGAGGUGACAUUAUGCAUGGCAUGGAGAAAAUUGCUGGAGAAAAGUUUUUGCCCUGCUCCCAUAGCACUAGAACUUGUGACUAUCCGGUGAAACUGAAUGUUGGAAGAAGCUUCAGGACAGAUAAAAGAAAAUACUUAUUCACACAGCACAUAAUUAAACUAUUGAACUUGCUCCCGCAGGAGGAAAUGAAGUGAUGGCCAUCAACUUGGAUGGCUUUAGAAGGGAACAAAUUCAUGGACAAUAAGGCUUUCAGUGUAGGGUUACCAGACGUCCCCGGUUCCCGGGGACAGUUCCCUGAUUUGCAAAUCUGUCCCUGGGCAAAUUCCGUCCCCAGGAUGUCCCCAGAUUUGCAAAUCUGUCCCUGGUAAACAUGGCAGCGGCAGCCUCAGCAGCCCAGAGCCAGCGUGUUAACACACUUGGCUCUGGCUAGCUUCAGGAGCUGCUCGCUGCCGUGGCACCCACCAUUUUCCUGCACCACGGCAGUGGAUGGAGUGGAUGGGGCAGUCUGUUAAUGUGGAAAAAGCACAAAAGUAAGGGGAGAGGGCCGUGCAGAAAGCCAUGUUUUAAUUGCUCCUCUUAUUAGCCUCCCAACAAAAGCAAAAUAAAACUGUAAAAACAGAUAAACAAACAGAAUAUUUCAGCAGACACCUGCAGUGUCAUAUUGUUCUGCAGUCAGGUUGGUGAAUAAAAGAAAGCAGGAACCUAAAAACUUGGGGUGGGUGGGGAAGAGACACUGCUAUCUAAUUAAAGCAAGGAAAAAACCCAAACAGAUUAAGCUGAAGCCAUCAUGUUUCCUACAUGCUGUGCUGGGAAUAAAUUAAAUGGCAAAGUUUCAAACAUUCCAGGUCCUGGUGCAAAACUAAAAUAGAAUCAUAGAAUUGUAGAGAUGGAAGGAACCCCAAAGAAAUGGAGUUCUUUAUUGCAGGGUUGGGAGGAGCUGUUUGAAAUGGGUAAAGGGACCCCUGACCAUUAGGUCCAGUCGUGACCGACUCUGGGGUUGCAGCGCUCAUCUCGCUUUAUUGGCCGAGGGAGCCGGCGUACAGCUUCCGGGUCAUGUGGCCAGCAUGACUAAGCCGCUUCUGGCGAACCAGAGCAGCGUACGGAAACGCCGUUUACCGCCGGAGUGGUACCUAUUUAUCUACUUGCACUUUGACGUGCUUUCGAACUGCUAGGUUGGCAGGAGCAGGGACCGAGCAAUGGGAGCUCACCCCGUUGCAGGGAUUUGAACCGCCGACCUUUUGAUUGGCAAGCCCUAGGCUCUGUGGUUUAACCCACAGCGCCACCUGUGUCCCGUUUGAAAUGGGAGAUGUGAAGAAUAAUAAUAAUAUGCACCCAAUGUUCUUGCAGCAUUAAGUGUGCCUGGGUUUGGCCCCCAUUUACUUUGCAGAUCAACCAUCAUGACGCUGGUGUCUUCCAAGUGUUUUGCAUCACAGUUCCCAUCAGUCCCAGCCAGCAUGUCCAAUGAUAAAGGAAGGUGAGAGCUGUUGUCAAAUAUUAGCUCAAGGGCACCAGGCAUUUUUGUUAAUAUAAAUUCUCCGCAGUAUAUUUGUAAUGGGUAUGAGUUACUCGUGCGUAAACUGGUGCCUCUCUAGGCUAAUUUGCCUUGUUAAAGCUUUCUGACUGCACAGCCCUUUCUCAUCGUGGCUGCCUCAGUCGCUGGCAGAAUCCGUCAGUGGGCGUUUCUUGAACCUCUUCCAACGUAAAAGUUGUUUGACACCCAAGUCUCCUCCUCCUCUCACUGCGCGGGAGUCUUCUGCACAGGGAGGGUGUGGGUAGCGGAGGACCUGUCCCCUCCUCACUGAGGUCCAGUGAAGAGUCCUGGAGCCCUCUCUCCGAUUCCCCCAUCUGCCCCCCUUUAUCCCUGGUGUUGCGCUGAUUUGCUUCCCCCUCUACUGAGCUGUUUCUCCCCCUGCUGCUGGGUCCUUCGCCAGCAUCAUCUAGGAGCCUCCCCUUCACCUCUCGCUCCGAUGUCAGUUCCCUGACAAUAUUUUUUGAAAAAAGAAAGAGUAAGUUGUAUGAACAUUUAAGGUAACAUUUUCAGACAAUUGCUAAGAAUAAGCAUAAAGGUUUCAAAGUAGCUUAAAAUAAGUUGGCUGUACCCCAGUGAGUCUUCUUGGCCACAUGCUACAGUUUUCUGGGACUUGUGGUACAAGCAAAGCACUGGACUCUGAAUCCCCUUUCAUCUCUCAUUCUUUUAAAGAUUCCACAGCAGGAAACUAGGUGGUUUUGACCUAACAGAUGUUUGGUAUCUUUGCUGAACACAGUUUGUUCCAGUAUUUUCUUCUUUGGGUUUCAGAAAGGGGGGAGGGAGGGGAGAGCUAACAAUUUUUGAUGGUACAUAACAUACCCAGCUAGCUGGCUAGAUACAGAUAUAUUGUAAGCAAUAGAGACUCUGAUACAUCCUGGAUAUAAAAUAUUACUCUCUCUCAUUUUGGUGAUCACUCGUAGCCGAGUAAGAUUGUCUUCCAUAAACACGGUUUUAAUAAUGAGUCCGUAAGUGACUGUGGAGGCCAAUUCUGGAUCCACAUGUCCUUCCACAGUGGGGACAUUGGUUUCUGGGUGGGAGUUGAUCACAGUGUGGAUUUGCCAAGCGUGCCUUCCUCUUAGCAUGUUUCUCCCUUGUGUCCUGAGUUUGAGUGUCUUCAAAGCCCAUGACACCUUUGGUAAAGGCUGUUCUCCAACUGGAGCGCUCGCAGGCCAGUGUUUCCCAGUUGUCAGUGUUUAUACUACAUUCUUAAAGAUUUUCCUUGAGACAGUCUUGAAGCCUAUUUUGUUGACCACCAGCAUUACGCUUUCCAUUUUUAAGUUCGGAAUAGAAUAGUUGCUUUGGAAGACGAUCACCAGGCAUCCGCACAACAUGACCAGUCCAAUGAAGUUGAUGUUGAAGAAUCAUUGCUUCAACACUCGUGAUCUUUGCUUCUUCCAGUACACCGACAUUAGUUCACCUGUCUUCCCAAGUGAUGUGUAAAAUUUUUCGGAGACACCGUUGAUGGAAUCUUUUGAGGAGUUGGUGAUGGUCCAUGUUUCACAAGCGCACAGUAAGGUUGGUAAUACAAUAGCUUUGUAAACAAGCAUUUUGGUUUCCCUGCGAAUGUCCUGGUCCUCAAACACUCUGCACUUCAAUAGGGAGAAAGCCACACUCGCAGAGCUCAGGCGAUGCUGGAUUUCGGCAUCAAUGUUGGCGCUUGUGGAAAGAUAACUGCCUAGGUAGGAGAAGUGAUUGACAUUUUCCAACAUUACACCAUUGAGUUGGAUUUGUGGCGCUGCAGAGGGGUUAUUUUGUACCUAUUGGUGCAGCACUUCGGUUUUUUGAAUGUUGAGUGAUAGGUCAAGCUUUCUGUAAACUUCUGCAAAGAUAUUUAGGAUGGUUUGGAGGUCAUCCUCUGAGCGUGCUCACACUACAUUGUCAUCAGCAUACUGAAGCUCUAUGACGGAAGUUUUGGUAACCUUACUCUUUGCUUUCAGCCUGCUCAGAUUGAAGAGCUUUCCAUCUGUUCGACAUAUGAUUUCUACUCUGGUGGGGAGUUUCCCUUCGACAAAGUGUAGGAUCAUGACAAUGAAAAUAAUAGAGUUGGGGCAAUAACACAACCUUAUUUAACACCAGAUCCCACUGUGAAUGGUUCACUUUGAGAGCCAUUGUUAUCUGCAGUUGUUGCUGUCAUAUUAUCAUGGAGGAGCCAAAUGAUGUUUACAAAUUAUCUGGGCAGCCAAUUUUCAGAAGGACCGUCCAUAGGACAUUACGAUUUAUAGUGUCAAAAGCCUUAGUCAGGUCGAUAAAUGCCAUAUACAGGGGUUGGUUUUGCUCUCUCCAUUUUUUCUGAAGCUGUUGAGCGGUGAAAGUCAUGUCCGCUGUCCCCCUAGAAAGCAAGGGUGAAACAAAGAUGGACAAGAUCCAUAGAGAACUGGUCUUGUUGGUUGCUUACAACAAUAACCCUAUUCAGAAGUCAUACCCAGGGUGAGUGAUGAGAGGAUCUUUGCAUGUUCAGUGUAAUAGUGUGUUCCGUGUGUGUUUGAACUUGAGUAGAACACCCUGUACUUUAUCAGUGUCCCCAACAGUGCUCACAUUCCUUCUUUCUGAUUGCUUAGCAACAGUGAUUUAGGGACCAAACAUCCUGAGCAGCAGUAGAGCAGCAGUAGUGACCCCAUGCCUGCCUAAUAAACCUUGGAACAUUCCUUCCACAGUUUGCUUUCUAACUUUCAUUAUAUAUGUGCGAUUGAUUUACUUAUUUUUAAAAUGAAAGCUCAAAGUCCAGCCCUCCUGUUGAAGCGAAGGGGGCAGGAAUGAAUGUAAAGAUGAACCAAACAUUGUCCUACUCCAAAAUAACUUACCGUAUUUUUUGCACCAUAACACUCACUUUUUUCCUCCUAGAAAGUAAGGGGAAAUGUCUGUGCGUGUUAUGGAGCGAAUGCCUGCGGGUGGCGGGGGGAAUCUGCUGCAGUCGUGAGCAGAGGAUCCAUGGUUCCCCUUCCUUCCCUCCUCCGUGGUUACAAAGCAUGGAUCCACAUGGAUCCUCAGGAUUUUUGCAUUGGGCUACUCCAAACUCACUGUCAGAUCACAUGUCUGUGGCCACAGCAUGAACCACAAAAAUCAUAUAUCCACUAUUUCGUUUAGAAUAUUUUUUUCCUUGUUUUCCUCCUCUAAAAACUACGUGCGUGUUAUGGUCUGGUGCGUGUUAUAGAGCGAAAAAUACGGUAAUUUACCUUUAGGCAGGUAGCUGUGUUGGUCUGACGCAGUCAAAAUAUAUAAAAAAAAUAAAAAAAUUGUCCAGUAGCAUCUUAGAGACCAACUAAUUUUGUUCUUGGUAUAAGCUUUCAUGUGCAUGCACACUUCUUCAGAUACCUGAAGAAUCUUCGGUAUCUGAAUAAUUUAUUAUUAAUAUUAUUAUUAUUAUUAUUAUUUACUGACCCACAAAUUUACUCCAGGACAGAAGUCUGAGCACAUCUGCAUAUUAAUGUACACACAUUGGAACCCCUGCUUUUGACUUGUAACCCAGCUUUCCAAAGCAGACAUUCAGGAGAAGGUGCAAAGGGGCUUCCUCCCAUCCCAGCCUACAUUAAUUCACCCUGGCUAUUUAAAUAGAACUACUAGAACUCUACAGAGAAACUUUUCUAAUCCAGCCAUUUUGCAGAAGGUUUGGGACAUUUUUGCAUGAUGUGAGUCUGAGGACCUGAGAUUACAAUGGCAGAGGGCUUGUGAUUUUAGUAUGCUUUGGUUAUAAUUAUUGUUAUUAUAAAUUCAUUUAUAGUCUGCCAUUCUGAGCACUGCCCACACAAAGUGGUUUACAUAUCAUAAAAGCACAAUGCAGUGUGCAAUGCAAAACUGAAAGCUGGACGAUUUCUAAGGCGGCGGUGCAAAUGUUACUUAAGAACAAUUAAAGGGCAAUUAAAAGCAGGAUAAUUUAGAUUUGUUUUGCAAAGAAUAAAAUGCACAUACUGAACUUUCUACAUGUUACAGGCAAUUUAAAAAAAAUCAUUAAAAAUUGAACACCUGUGUUGAAAAGAUUCAGCAGUACAGUUUUUCUAUUAGGGCUGUCAACUGAUGAAAUCCUUUUAACUGAUUAGCCAUCUGUUAGUGAAUUAUUAACUUUAUGUAAGUUUGUAUAAACACAGAGAAAUGGGUAUACAUAGACAGGUGAAAGCCAGUAUUUUAAGUAUAGUUUUAUGAGUUUUUGGGUGCCGGACUCCUCUAAAUUCUUGCCUCUAGGAAGUUUUAGAGUUUAAUCAAGACUUGGGGUGUUAAACUGGGUACCAGACACUUAGUCCCUGGAUUCAGAAAGUAUUCAGAGAACAAAGGGGCCAUUUAGAAAGCAAGAGAGAGGGCUAUGGACCAGAUGACAAAUGGGUGGGGCCGCUCCUCCAGUUCUUAGAGAGUGAGAAGGACAAAAGCCAGGGUUUAAUGCUGAAAGGAUGUGUCAUGUGUCCUAGAUGUAAAGGCCUAGGUUGUGCUUGAUUAAUAAGCAAAACCAAUUUUUUUUAAAAAAAGUAAUUUUUAUUUGAUUUUACAAGUGUAAAGUUAUAACAAUACCAAAUACAUGUUCAUGUUCAGAGAUUUCUCCAGACUUCCCACCAUCCCCUCCAUGGGUCCUAUUGUCAAAAUUUUCAACUGCAUAAUAUUUCAUCAUCCAUGUGAUGCGUUUUCUGUUCCGAGACUUUCUGAGCUCUUCCCGACCUUGGGGAGGGCAGUGGAGGAAUGCUGCCCAACAACUGUGAAUCUGUUAACUCUCUCUUCCAGUGUUUCUUCUUCUAGCUGUUCCCCAUCCAGUAUUUCCCAGCUUCUGCCUUCUGAACUAUGCCCCUCUGCAAACCAUUGUUCCAAAUCUAUACUGUCCUCCUGCUCCUGGGAAGACUCAGGAGCAGGAACAGGAGAGGGGAUGGCUCCCACCAUUCCUCCUCAGUGCAGCGCUCCUCAGCACGGUCCCUGACAGUCAGUAGAGCAUGAUACUCAUAAUCUCAGGGUUGUGUGUUCAAGCCCCAUGUUGGGUAAAAGAUUCUUGCAUUGCAUGGGGUGGGAUUGGUUGAACCUCAUGCUCCCUUCCAACCCUACAAUUCUAUGAUUCUAAGGCCUUAUUUUUACGUGAAUAUGUAUAUAGAACCACUCCAGUCUUAGUCCUGACCAAUGCUGGUUAGAUAUUCCUGAUCAUCUUGAUAAUGGGGGGGGGGAUCAACAGCUCCCCAUUCUUUUUUCCCUCCUCUGUUGGAAUAACUUGGUCAUUGGAACAGGAGCCUCAAAAUUUCAGGGUCGUGGGUUCAAGACCUACGUUGGGGAAAAGGUUCCUGCAUUGCAGGGGGUUGGACUAGAUGACCCUUGGGAUCCCUUCCAACUCUACAAUUUUUUUAUUCUGUUCUACCUUUGCUCUUUGCUAUGAGUCACUGGAGAAUAAACUCAGCAAGUUUAUUUUUACCGUCUUAAAUCUCUGUCUGCCUCUGUGUGUGUACAUCCAAAAGGGUAUAUGUUUGUGUGAAGGAGGAAACACAAAAAUAACAUGGAAAAGACAAGCAAACCCUAACAAGGGCCAUCACCUGGAAGCCAGGACUUGGCAAACUUGAAAAAAUGUGCCUAGAAUUGUCUCAGGGAUACUUAUUUUCCUUCCGAGACUGUCUUGCUGUUAGCGUGAAUAUCAAAUGCAACGCCAAAAGCAUUUUCAUGUGCGUUUAGUUUCAGCUUGAUUAACACAGGGCAGGUGAAUUGUUCAUUUUCUUCAUUAGCACAUUUUACAAAUGUAUCGUUAUAAUUAUUAUUUCUAUGCUUAAUUUAUUAAUUGCCCUUCUAAACCACUGUCUCAAGGCGACUUACACAUACUAUAAUUAAAAAGAGUUUAAAACAAUUAAAACGGAGAGAUUUAAACACAGCUUCUGGAACCACCAGAAAAACCCUUCCCCCACCCACCCACAAUUUAGCUUAACACAGUGUAGAUAAAUCCGUCAUUUUCUUCAUUAGCACAUUUUAUAAAUGUGCGCAAAGUGAUCUCAAUACAGCUGGGAGUGGAGAUAAGUUCUUAGUUGCCACCAGGAAAAAAAAUCCCUUCCUCCAUGAUUUAUCUUGAUCAUUGUUUUCUGUUGCCACCAGAAAACCCCUCUUGCCUAUCCUUGAUUUAGCUUGAUUAACACAUUUUCUUCAUUAGCACAUUUUAUAAAUGCAUGGCGGGAUGGGGGGGGGGAGGGGGAGUACGAUCCAGCUGGAAGCAGAGCUAAGUUCUUGGCUGCCAGCAGAAAAUCCUCUCCUUCCCUUCUCUCAGCAUUGCAUCAGUCUAGCAAUCUAGUUGCUUAUUUAUUUUUGAAAUCAUGUGUAUCUCACCUUGAAGGACCGAAAUCAUUCUAAGGUGUCUUACAAGUCAACUCAAAAUGCAAUAAUAACUUUUCAAAAUGUCUAAUUCUCUACACAUGUUGUUUGGGUGGAGAUGGCAACACAGGGGCAAGAUCUCACAUUGCUGCCUGCCUCUCUCUGCCCCUGGAGGUCCAUGUGUCCCAACAGCAGACGAUGACGUCAAGUGGAGGAUUUGGAAAGUAUUGGUGGGUAUCAAGCGCUGGACUGAGGAGAUGGUGGGAGCCACCCCCCUUUCCCUCAACCUUCCUAAGGGCAGGAAGACAGUAUUGAUUUAGAGCAGUGGUUUGCAGAGGGGCAUAGUCCAGAAGGGAAAAGCUGGGAAAUACUGGGUGAGGAACAGCUAGAAGAAGAAACACCAGGAGAGAGACAGCUGGCAGAUUCAGUGCCCUUGGACAGCAUUCCUAACCCCCCUUCGCCUAAGACUAGACGGGCUUUGAGAGUGAUAGAACAGAGAGCACAGCGGCAACAAGCUCAGAUUACCCGACGUAGGAGUGACGUAGAUUAAUGGGGAUGGAGGGGGUAAACCUUUACUGGGAGCAACACCAUUUCUAGAGAGAUAUGCAUUCCUUUGUUUCUCACUGUGAUUAUUAAAGAAACUAACUGGUAAGAAUGCUCCUUUCGUUUGAUCUGCUUAUUUACUGCCACCAGGGGAGGGAUCUGAUCCCCCAAAGCCUGACAGUGGGCAACUUCCAAGUCUGCCCCUGCUCUCCAUUCUCACAGCACAUUAUUAGACGUAUCAAGGAUUGCACUGCUCAGGGGUUUGCUGACAAUUCAGGUAGUGAUUCAGGAAAUCUUGCCAGGACAAAGACAGGCAAUGGACACCAUCUAGCACAGCCUUCUGCAAGCUGGCGACCUCCCAAUGUAUUGGACUACAACUCCCAUCAGCCCUGACUAGGUUAAAGUUUCCAGCAAGAGGAAAGCUCAUCUAGCGGGAAGUUUUCCUGCACAAAGUAGCAGAUUAUGCCCAAAGCCUUUUGAGAUGCAUUGCCUGUUCUGAUUUCUGGCCUUGAGCUAAUCAGCACAAAUGUACGGUAGGUACAAUUGGCAAGCCAUUUUAACGAGGCAAACUCUGGCAAUUGAUAUAAAUAGAUCUCAGUAUUUGGAAAUAGUUCCCCCCCCCCCAUCAUGAAGAUACACUCCAUUAUGCAGUGCAUGACACACACCCAACAUCAUUGUCUGCAGAAGGCACAGUAUAACAGACCUAUGAAUUUCUUUCAGUUUCAGAGUUAGAGGUUAUUUGUAACAGCACAAGUAGAGAGAGCAGCUUUAUUCAGAAAGAGUGUGUUGUGGGGGGAGGUUUGGCCAGCCAAGGAUGCUACCCCAAAUUUUGUCAUGAGAGUAGUAGUGGUGUGAUCAUGAAAACAACUGGGACAAAAUUGCCAUGGUUUUGUGAUUUAAUGGGAUCACAAGCAGAAGUUUUUUCCGGCAGCAAAUAACACAGAAAUGAGCACUAGGCUUCCGCUAUAUCCUGAUAGACUUCCAGAAGUCACUUACAAAAAUACAAACACUAUUAAAUUUAAAAAUUAAUAAUUAUCAAACACUGAGAAUUGUCUUUCAGGACAAAUACAAGUAGCAGUGUUAUGUUCUGUAUGCAGUGAUCCAUAUGGCAUUAAAGAAGGCUUGGAAAAUCUUUUACGACAUUACAGAUUAAGCUCACAUCCACAGGGUAUGCUUUGAUCUACAGCAUUGAGAAGCGACUUUUGCAUUGUGUAAAAGAUAAAACAAAAUCAGCAGUUUGAGAAACGUUGGGAAGAUGGAAUAAAACUGCCGUAAUUUUAAAACAUACAGAAAGUAACAGAAAGUUAAAACCACAAUUAUUGUUGAUUAGUCAUUUAGUUGUGUCCGAAUCUUCGUGACCCCAUGGACCAGAGCACGCCAGGCACUCCUGUCUUCCACUGCUUCCCGCAGUUUGGUCAAACUCAUGCUGGUAGCUUUGAGAACACUAUCCAACCAUCUCGUCCUCUGUCGUCCCCUUCUCCAAUAGGACAGACUAAAAUAAAUUAAAACUCACACAAACUUUAUAAACCUUUGAGUAAGGUAAAGGUAAAGGGGCCCCUGACCAUUAGGUCCAGUCGUGACCGACUCUGGGGUUGCGGCGCUCAUCUCGCUUUACUGGCCAAGGGAGCUGGCGUACAGUUCUGGGUCAUGUGGCCAGCAUGACUAAGCCACUUCUGGCGAACCAGAGCAACGCACGGAAAUGCCAUUUACCUUCCCACCAGAGUGGUACCUAUUUAUCUACUUGCACUUUAAUGUGCUUUCGAACUGCUAGGUUGGCAGGAGCAGGGACCGAGCAACAGGAGCUCACCCCGUCGCGGGGAUUCGAACCGCCGACUAUCUGAUCGGCAAGUCCUAGGCUCUGUGGUUUAAUCCACAGCACCACCCGAGUCCCCAAACCUUUGAGUAGGCUUGUCUAAAUGAGAAUGUCUUCAGCAGGUGCCAAAAAGAAUACAGUUAAGGUAUCUGCCUGGCAUCAAUAAGCUGGGAGUUCAAAAGCGCCAUUGCUGCCGUGCUAAACAAUGUAGUGCCCCUUAAAAAAAGUAAUGUGUAGUUUUGCUCAGAGAUACAUGCAGAUUACCAUGAAGCUAAUGGCACCCAUUCCUUCUGGGUAUUGUGAGUAUAGAUAAGAAAAUCCUGUGUGCUGUGGAGUGGGAAGAUACUACAUCUUUGGGGCAGAUACUUUGACUGGCAUUUGAUUUAUUCUUCAUUUUGUUUAAAGCUUUUGACUUUUCCUUAAAAACAUUAAUUUCAUGUCUUCAUAAUUACAUACAGUGGUACCUCAGGUUAAGUACUUAAUUCGUUCCGGAGGUCCGUUCUUAACUUGAAACUGUUUUUAACCUGAAGCACCACUUUAGCUAAUGGGGCCUCCUGCUGCUGCCGCGCCGCCAGAGCACGAUUUCUGUUCUCAUCCUGAAGCAAAGUUCUUAACCUGAAGCACUAUUUCUGGGUUAGCGGAGUCUGUAACCUGAAGCGUAUGUAACCUGAGGUACCACUGUAUUAUCCAUUCCCUGUCCUGGAUUUCCCAACACUGAAAAGAGAUAUAAGAAGUUACCAGGUUCCUCUUAUUUUUGCUUUCUUUAAGCCUCCCUUCCUCCUCAAAUACAGCUGUUAUUUUAACCAUAUUUAACUGGUUGCAUACCUUCUUAAUUAGAUCUAAUUUAUUGGGAUCUGAUAUUUUCUGUAUGCCUUUGUGCAAAUUUUUCUAGCUGGAGUGAUCAUAUCUACAGCUUGACCUCGUUAGCUUACUCUGAGGUUCUUUAUUUACCUGCCAGCACCUCUUUGAUCCUGCCAUAACUUCCUUGCUAUAUUUGACCACUGCAAGAAGAUCCACCCGCUUUUGAAAGCUGGGGAUUUAUAAACAUCUGUUCUGGACUCACCCAGCCUAGUGUGCAAGAGCAUGUCUUCCUUUUGGUUCGGCAUCAAGCAGGAGAGAGAGAGAGAGAGAGAGAGAGAGAGAGAGAGAACCCCAUUUCAUCUAAUCCCAUUGAUUAAGUACUUUGAUUCAGCAGAUAAGAGAUUGCUAAGUAAAGUUUGCAUUCUAGCCGACGCAUCAAUCAAAACAGCAUGUUCUGCAGAGAACUGCUUGGCUUAACAGCGUUUCAGCAUGCCUAUUAUAGUAAUUAUUCUGAGCAUCAUUUUUAUGACGCACAGAAAGGCAAUUUUAAGUACUGUAUUGUGCCCCGCUCCCCAGUCUGUAGGUCGUCCCCCACUUCCCGGCACCACACGCUUGCUGGUCUGCAUAGCAACUAAGCUGGGAGGUAGAACUGGCAAACUUCUGCACUAUAGAAACGGAAGAUAGUUUGAUUAUGCUGUGUGUACACACACAUAUGCACACAUAUAAUACAUUAUGCAAAUUGGGUUUAAAUUAUGCAAUCUACAUUAUGCUGUCUAAAUUAUGCAGAAAUUCUGCUAUUUCCCCCAACUGAUGUAAGGAAGAUGUGUAAACAGUCUAUAUUAGAGCAGAACAUUGCAUUUAGAUAAUUACAGUGAUCAUAUGCACCACAGAUAGGUGCUUUGGGCAAAUAUAUUUGUUUAUGUUUUGGCACUAAAGCUGAAAAUUGGAAAUGCUGUAAAAUGGAAAUGCUUUUUUAAAAAAAACAAAACAAACCACACACCCCAAGAAACAGCAAGUUGAAUUCUGUGUACAAAAUAAAUGAAAUGAAUCAAUACAAUAUAUGCAUGUUUGGGGCAUAACUGUUAUUGCCAUUUUAUUUUGAAUACUCUGAAAAUUGGGUAAUACUUUAUACUGGAAAGCUGGAGAGCACACUCCUUACAUUGCUUAGCUGAGAAAAGUCUCAGGAAGCCUUGCUUAAUUUGCUUCUGCCUUUGCCAAUGAUAAAGGACGCAGGUGGCGCUGUGGGUUAAACCACAGAGCCUAGGACUUGCCAAUCAGAAGGUUGGCAGUUCGAAUCCCUGCGACGGGGUGAGCUCCCGUUGCUCAGUCCCUGCUCCUGCCAACCUAGCAGUUCGAAAGCACACCAAACAAUGCAAGUAGAUAAAUAGGUACCGCUCUGGCGGGAAGGUAAACAGCGUUUCCGUGCGCUGCUCUGGUUAUCCAGAAGCAGCUUAGUCAUGCUGGCCACAUGACCCAGAAGCUGUACGCCAGCUCCCUCAGCCAAUAAAGUGAGAUGAGCGCCGCAACCCCAGAGUCGGCCACGACUGGACCUAAUGGUCAGGGGUCCCUUUACCUUUACCUUGCCAAUGAUGCAAGUAGGCAUGUUGAGAUCAAGCUUUAGCUGUAUCAUACUAUUUGACGCUGUAGGUAGGUUUUGAUGCUGUAUUAGAUUGUAUGCUUUAUUUGGUGGACAGGCCACUUUGCAACGUAAUAACCAUGCAACACAAGAACUUUAAAACUGUUAUUUCUGUAUAACUCAUAUCAAAAGCCACAGUGUCAAACCAUUUAAUAAAUUACUGCAAUCGCUGUCCCCUCAUUCCAAAGCCUGCUGUGGAAGAGGUGUGUCUUUUACCUGUUUCCUAAAACCACAAUAGAUUUGAGAAGCAAAUUAAUACUGUAAGUAGUUGUUAGCUGGGAAGCAAUUCCUUGCAUGUAGAAACAAAGCAUGUCAGGGUGAUUCAGCCUAGACUUCUCCUACAUGUCUUACUUCAACGUAUAGGGAAGUGUGUGGGGUGUGCAUGCAUGCUGAACAUUCAAACAUUCAAGCAGUCCCCCCACCUUGUAGCCUGAAGUAGUAGUUGUUGUUUAGUCGUUUAGUCAUGCCCGACUCUUCAUGACCCCAUGGACCAGAGCAUGCCAGGCACUCCUGUCUUCCACUGCCUCCCGCAGUUUGGUCAAACUCAUGUGAGUAGCUUCGAGAACACUGUCCAACCAUCUUGUCCUCUGUCGUCAUCUUCUGCUUGUGCCCUCUAUCUUUCCCAACAUCAGGGUCUUUUCCAGGGAGUCUUCUCUUCUUAUGAGGUGGCCAAACUAUUGGAGCCUCAGCUUCAGGAUCUGUCCUUCCAGUGAGCACUCAGGGCUGAUUUCCUUAAGAAUGGAUAGGUUUGAUCUUCUUGCAGUCUAUGGGACUCUCAAGAGUCUCCUCCCGCACCAUAAUUCAAAAGCAUCCAUUCUUCAGCGAUCAGCCUUCUUUAUGGUCAGCCUAAAUUAGUACACUGCAGUAACUAUACCUUUAAUUAUCCUAAAGAUAUAAACUGGUCCUUCAUAACAUAGCAGCCUUGCACAUCUGCAUGUGAGAGGGAGACCUUCAGAAAGCUCACUCUGACAACUCAAGAACUCAUUGUCUACACCAGUUUGGGCCAGGUAUCCUCUCGUAUAUACCUGCCUGGGCCUUCAGAUUAUUACCACCAGAGAUCCUUUUUAGGUUCCCCACUUAAAGAGAUGAAAUUGGAGGUUACUAAGGACCUGAUACCUACAUAAACAUCUUUUUGGCACCUGGUGAAGACCUUUGUAUUUUCAGUCUUUUUGCAGUCAUCGUCAUCAUCAUCCCUCCGGCUGGGAUUUAAAUGCUGUUAUGCUGCUUGUUCUGGUUUUUAGAAACUCUCAUCUUUGUGGCUCCCAUUUUUGUUGCAUAAGGAAUUAAAAUGCCUACAAAGUCUCUCUUCCCUUCUUUUCUGGCAACAAGCCAUUUUGCUAAUUGUGCUACUGGCACGCGCUAAUUAGCCGUAACUCAUAUUUUGUAAGAACUGUUUAGAAAUUUUUUUGAAGCACUCGUUGUGGGGGGAGAUUUAUGUCUGUACCAGCAUAUAUUUGUUAGCAUGCAGAUGCUGCAAACACGCUCCAAGGGGUGCAUCACGAGUUGGAGCAAGAGACAAUUUGCAGCCCGGAGUCUUAGUCUGCCCUUCCCCUUUAUAUAGCUCCUAAACUGGGCUAUCCCAUGCAAUAGGUCAGGGAUGGGGAGCCUUUUUCAGUCUGAGGGGGCCAUUUUUCUUUCUGUGCAACCUGCCAAGGGCUGCAUGCCAGAGGUGGGCAGGGCAGAGGCAAAAGUCAGCAAAACCAGAAGCAAAAGUGGUGGAGCAACAUAUGUAAAGUUGGCUACCUUCCUUCCAUGCAAAAGCCAUUAUCUUCUACACACAACCCACAUGCUCAUCUCUCCAUUGCCCAGGAAGAGGUACCAACACAGUUCAACAGUACAUUCGAGCCAAGCAGAAGCACUCGCAGGAUGUCUCUUCUGUUGAAAUGCAAGAGCAAGCAUGGCUCAAUGCCUCUCCAUAUUGUAGCCGUGUGUUACAAUAUUGGCCGAGUUCUUCAUAUGAUCUUAACCUUAAUUGGCCUUGAUCUUCUUUUACUAAUUGCUGAUAUCUGACCCAUUUGCCUUCUGUGUUUUUCUUUUUAACAGAUAAUACCUCUAAUGGUGAUAUCCACCAUGGUGUUUUGGGCUCUAACAAUCUCCGGUGUCUUUGCCUGGGCAUGAACAUUAAGGCACCGUGCAGUGCCCAGCUUGAUAUGUCACACACUGCAGCUGCUGAGGUAUAUUUUGAAGCAUAGAGAACACACUUAAGGCAAAUUCAGGUCCCCCCACCCCCCGCCCCGGGUAUCUUUAGGCAAAAGAACAAGCAGCCUCUGCCAGCAUUUAAAUCCAUGGGGGACAGGUUAUUGCAGAGUAAACAAACAUAUACUAUAUAGAGGAGAGUCAGGUAGGGGGCUCUGCCAGUGGUCCUUUGUGUUAGGACUGGGGACUGGGUGGCUGAGUGGGUACAGAGUGGGGUUCUAAAUUGGGCAGCAUCCCGCACCCAACUGCAGCUUACAGAUCAAGUGGAAGGGAAGCCCAGGCUUGAAGGAAUCGAUGCAUAAAUUAGUGUGGUCAAACUUUCCUGCUCCAAUAAUAAUUUAUUUUUUAUAUCCUGCCCAUCUGGCUGAGUUUCCCCAGCCACUCUGGGUGGCUCCCAGUAUUAAAACAUGCCGUGUUGAUCAGGUCCAACAUGGUUUCUUUAAACUAAAAUUUGAAGCAAGCUUGCAGUUUAAACUAUGCCCACUUAAGAAAGGCAGUCUGUGGCUGUUGUGGCCAAUUUUAAACACAAACCCCUUAAACAUUUCUAAAAUGACAGAGACAGAAGGAACAGACUCACAUACACUUAACAGACAACACACAUAACAGACAAUGUGUAACAUGUAAACAUAUAUAUUUCCAUCCUUUAGUUGGUUAUUGUAAGGAGUUGGCUCGCUUCCUGUUUGUUUCAUUAAGUGAAGUUAGUUGGAAGGUCCCACAUGAAGGGAAUAGCCAUAGCUUUCGUACUAAUGGCAGUUUGUAAAGGUAGUUAUGAAGGUGCAGGAGAAGCCAUAUAGCACGGACAGCUCUGUCCUCCAACAGAAGGGUAUGCCCCUCCCCCCCAGGAGAAGCACCACUGCCCCUCACUGGAAUCUGCAGCCUGAGGCAGUGGCAGCAAACUGCCUAAUGCUAGGGCUGGUAGGUUUCUGGUGGUUGUUUUUUUAAAGGGCAGAAUAUGAAACUCCAGCAUAGAUUCGGGAUUUUUUUUUUUUUUACAGUCUUAAUAAAACCUAUUACACAAGCAGCGGGUGAAAGUAACAUUGAAAAAGUCUGCAGGGAGUCUAAAAAUAUACAUCCAAGUCCGCCUUGCACUGAGGAAGGACUGUACGGAUUGUACUGGGGGAAAAUUAUAGUGGAAAAAUAAGCCAGCGAUCCAGAAGGUUUCUUUCGCUGAUGAGCUCCGGUAAUUGGCAUGAAGACUGCUUUUUCUUUUCUUUUUUCGUCCAGCAAUCGUGUUAGUACUGUGAAGCACUGUACUUCAAAGAAAGGUUUCUCCCCAUUAUAAAAAUCUAUUAAGUAUUGUUGUUGUUACAGAUAACAUCAAUCAAGAGACUGCUCAGGGCUGAGAGGGAACACUUUGAUUUCAACUUCCUUUUACUAGAAAGUGUUGCCCUCACUCACUUAAUGCUGUGUGCUACAAAGACCUUUAACAGGGACCGUCUGGAAAUUUCAUCAUCUUCUUUUCUAAUACAAGUGAUUCUUUUUCUUAAAUUGCUUUUAUUAGUAGACGUGCCAGGAUUAUUCCGAAUGCAAAUGAUGAUGGGGACGUUGUUGCAUAGCAAAGAUGCUGUCUCUCAUGCUCAGUCGUGUGAAAGUGCUCAAGGAAUUCUGCUUUAUGGAGGAAAUUGCAGGUGGGGGCGGAAAUCAAGCCCCCAGGUUUUGCCCAGCAAUGUAGGCUACUUUAGACAUGUUUCACCUGAGCAUGCUGGUCACUAAUUAAAUUGUGUGUUGAUCUCCUUCUUUGCAUGGAAUCCUAUUCACUUUUCUCACAAGAGCUGCUAGACCAUUUAGUUGGCAGGUUAAUCUACUGAAGGUUAGGUUGAUUAAUAAUUUGUGCUGUAAGUUAAGGGCUUGCUUGGUUAUUUUUGUGGCUGUUUUGGCUCUGGGGUGUUGCGUGCUUGAUGGGAGGAUCUGCUGGCAGUCACAUUUUUGGGGAUCUGACUUAGUUUCACAGGGCUAGAAGCGUGAAGAAUGAUCAAUGAAAGCAACCCCAAGAGUGAAGGCCCAAUGGAUUUGGGUAAUGUAGUCCAAACAAGGCAGAAGGUCAUGAAGGAUGAAGGUCAAGUUGCAGAAUCAUCAGCUGAAAAAAACCCCACACAGUUUAGAUGCAAGUAAACUCAUCCAAGGCAGGAAGCAAUAUGGCGGAAGGGAACAGGAACAAAUCUAGAUAGGGGUACCAGGUUGAGUCAAGUGGUGAAAAUGGAAGAUAAAACUCAGAGAGUGAUGUGUGUUUCAGCCAGACUGGUCCAUUGAGCCACAUGAAGAUGGGUGACGGGGAUUGCAUUGCAAUCCAAAUGAUACCUUUGAGCAGGAAUAGCCAACAUAGGAUAGCCAGAUGUUGCUGGACCACAACUCCCAUCAUCCCUGACAAUGAGCCAUGCUGACUGGGGCUGCUGGGAUUUGGAGUCCAGCAACAUUUGGAGGGGAACACGCUGGGUACUCAGCCUUUGAGGAGCACAGUUCAGUAUACGAGGCAAGUGCCGGUGGACUCCAUAAAUUGUGUGUUGUGCAAAUAAGUUAUUUUGCCUGUCCCAAACCUUCUGCCACUUGGUUUCAUUCCCCCCCUCUGUAUUCAAGUAUUAGAUUAUGAAAGACAGAGAGAAAAUUAGCUCCAUCCAUUAGCAUCCAACUCCAGCUUUGUUCAUGAUCAUAGCACAACACACCCAAUAUUUUAACAUCUGCCUUUGUGCUGAAUAUUGGUUUCCAAAUAUCUUUAUCUUUGCAUAGCCAUUGCAGACCAAUUCAUCCUGGAAAGAGUUCUUUUUAAAAAAGAAAAAAAGCUGGUUUCCUGUACUUGAAGAAUGAGUUUUUAAAAGCUGUGCAGUCAAUAUGGGCAACCCUGAGCAGAUUAACUGCCUGGCAAUGGAUCUCUCUGCCUAUAUAUAUGUGACUUGGGAGAAAGAAUUAGCUAAUAACCACUGAUUUAUUUUUGUUUUGAUGAUACGACGCAAACAUUUUACGCUGGGUAAAUAGAUUUAUUUAAACCAGGGCUUGCAUUUGACUGAUGGCUUCUUUAAUAGAAAUACCAUUUGCAUCACAAAAAGGUCUCCGAUGCAAUAUAUCCUUCCUAAGUGCUCACAAGAGGUGGGAAGGGGGAAAUUGAAGCAUGUGCAAAUGGUAUCUCCCCCUGCCCGGCCCCACCAAAAACAAUGCCAUUGUGUAUUUUCAUAUUGCAAUAAAACAACUUUAGCUGUACCUCCUCAAGCUUGAACAAGAAAAUCCUGUGGCCAGGUACUGGUUCCUUACACCCCGACAGUACCAGUUGUGGAAGGGAACUUCAACCCAGUUCGUGCCAAGAUGAGAACAGCUUGUUCUGCAGGGAGCAGAGAGCUCAGCCUGACUACAGUGGUACCUCGGGUUACAUACGCUUCAGGUUACAUAUGCUUCAGGUUACACUCUCCGCUAACCCAGAAAUAGUGCUUCAGGUUAAGAACUUUGCUUCAGGAUGAGAACAGAAAUCGUGCUCCGGCAGCAGCGGGAGGCCCCAUUAGCUAAAGUGGUGCUUCAGGUUAAGCACAGUUUCAGGUUAAGAACGGACCUCUGGAACGAAUUAAGUACUUAACCCGAGGUACCACUGUACUAGCAAAGAACAGCAGGUGGAUGUUGCUUCAGCAACAGCCAGGCUUAGACCGAGCCCUUUAUAGGAGCAGCGAUUGUCCUGUGUUCACCUACACUGAAAGAUUCCUCCUCAGUAAAAGGAGACCAGGUCCUUCCAGGCGUCUUUUACUCAGAUGGAGCAGGGCAGACCCGGGGAGAAAUUCAGUAGCAUGCACAGUGCAAGCGUUUGAGCUUGCCAGACAGAUUGUUCCCCCCAUUCCUCCCUUCAUUUGGGGGGGGUAGCAUGGGGGGGUCAAACAGAAGGGAAAAGGCUGUUGCACAAGUGGAAGUCAUUGCACAUGGCUUCCACUGACAGCACUCAUUAUCCUGCCCUCUGAUCUCACCGGAGCACCUGAAAUUUAGUCCUCUGAGCCAGCGGAUGACAUUAGGACAACCUCUAGGCCAGAGCAUGGACACAGCCAGGAUUUUUGUUGGGGGGAGGACUUGGUUGUGGGGAGGGGAGGACUUUGGUGUGUGGAGGGGGAAGAAUCGAUGUGAUUGGUCAGUUAGUUAAGUAUUUCUAUUGUUUUACUUGAUCUAGAGGGGGCCACUGCCCCCCACCCAUCCCCCAUUGGCUAUGCCCAUGGGCCAGAGUGGCACCGCUGCCCCAUCUUGUGGAAGUCCAGCUGGGAUUGGGGCUAAACUUCUAAAGGAGUGGGGGAGAGUGGUCUCUGCCUAACUCUUGCCCCUUAACUUGGUUUUUUUUUGGGGGGGGGAGGUGGUAGGUUUUUGUAGGCUCUAACUCUGUACCCAUUAAAUGCAGCAGGAUUUCACAUUUGAGUGGAAAUGCAGACAAUCGGGUUGCAAACCUUUUCAAGGCGAUGGUGGAAACGGUUCAUUAAUUAAUUUUGCAGAGAAGCAGGGAUUGCUUUAAACUUCAAAGGGGAAGUCUUUGCAGACCGAAGACUGCCAUUUCAAACAGGACCUGCAAAACAGAAAGGGGCUUACUUUAGAGUAAGUGAGCUCUCCCACUGCAGUUCAGAAAUGCAUGUCCAUCCUUGCAUUGCCGUGAGGACACAACAUCAUGAGAUUGCAGUGAAGAAAGCACGUUUUACUAGGUGUGGGCACAGAACUCCACAAUCAGCUCAUGAUGAAAAGCAACAUCUCAUAUGAUGUAGUAAUUGGGUUAGAUCAGGGUUGGGGAGCUGUCAUCAUUGCUGGUCAUUGCCCGUUCUGUCCAGAACAGAUGGAAAUUCAAAUCCAGGAACAUUUGGAGAGCAACAGCUUCCAGAUCCCUGGUUUCAACAUAGAAACUAGUUAUUUACUUUUUAUCAACACAGACAUUUCUCCUAACAGGGGACCUCUUUUCAGUGACUAAGGCAAGAAUAGAUUGACAGAAGACAGUAUUUGCACAUGAAUGAACAGACCUGGGUUUGCAAAACAUAAUGAUUGUGGGUGUAAGAAAAUCUCAGAUCAUCAGAUAAUUAACUGAGAGAAUAGUGAAGUCUGCCAGAUUAUUUUCCACCCAGGCACAAAUAUAUUUAACUUUAUGUGCUUACAUGGUUGCCUUUGUAGUAAGAUCUGAGUGAGAACGCUUGCAGGAAACAUCGAAGAUUGGUAUUUUUUAAUUUUUUUUAAAAAAGAGAACUUUUUAGCAGGAACUAUUUCAACGGCGGCUUAAACACUGGUGAAAUUUGUUGUCACAAAGAGCGAGUGCCGGUUCAUACAUGCACGCUCUUAGCUAGCCAGCAUUUGAUGAUUCACCAUAAUAUGUCUAAUCCAACUCCAAUAAAAGACACUCUAUUUGAGGUGAUGUGAAAUGAUAUCUGUGGCAUUUUGAUUUAUGAUGGCAAAUCCACCGCUCAGUGCUUCAGUCAUUAUAUGACAAACAUUCGUGAGUGAAUCAGCCCUCAAAAACAUUCUGAGGUCUGGAUAAAAUAGAGUUCUUCUGCAAGUGGAAUUAGGAACAUAGGAAUCUGCUUCAUUCCUAUGUCAAGCCAUUGCUCAGUAUCUCCCCAUCUAUCUGUAGUCCUCAAAGGACAUACAGAUGUUCUAAAGGUAGGAGACUUGGGUGGGGUGGAGUGGUCAGCUGGUUUAACCCUUUCUUUGCUAUUUUUCUGCACGGAAUCUUAUCUUCCUCGUCCCCUUUACUGGUUUUCUUCCAAAGAGUUCCAAGUUACGGGUCCUCCCCUUCCCCACCCCCCACAGUGCGAAAACCAGAUAGUUCUGGGAUUGCCACUAGCAUAAUUUUUUUUUUAUUUACCAUUUACUAUUAGGUUUAUAUACCUCCCUUCAUCAGAAGAUCUCGGGGCGGUUCACGAGAUAAAAACACAAGAUAAAAACACAAAUAAGUAAUUAAAACAAAAACAGCAAAACAAUGAGACUUCCCUCCCUUCCUCCCCCUGCAUGCCCCCCCCCAGGCCAUCUGUAGAUCUGCCCUGGAGGAUUGGGAGAACACCCAGAAUAGAUUUCAGGGUGGGGAGAACAUUCUGUUGUGCAAGGAUAGCCUUAGGCUUAGCACUGCAUUGAAUGCAACCCUUUCUCUUGAAAAGCACUCUAGCCACUCAGAUUCCUUUUAAGGAUUGGACUGGAAGCAUCACUGCAAAGAGCUGAGAACAUAAAAAGAGCUGUGCUGGAUCAGGCCAAAGGCCUAUUUAGUCGCAGGAGAUCAGGACCAUGGUCAGCACAUUUGGGGGGCAAGGUUCCAACUCCAGGGGAAACAUGGCUCUCAGGCGUCACAAACUUGGAAUUCCGCUUCAGCAAUUAUCUGGAGCAAACCAGAGAGGGCUGCUGUUUGCAACUCCACUCCCAAGGAGAAUCCUAUCAGGGCUGACAGGGGCCGUGCCUUAUUGCUUAGGCUUGGACAGUGAUGGGACUAGGGAGCCUUCUGCUGCCUCUGGGAUUUCCUGCUUCACUGGCAGGUUUUCUGAGGGGUUGCUCAGAGUUCUAGAAGAGGGAAGUGCUACAUCCUCAGGCUGUGAAAGAAAGAAAAUGCACUACUGUUUCCUGGGGGAUGCCUUCCCAUGGGUAUCUUGUGAGACAGGUAGAUUUGAAGCUAUCCAUCUCCUGUAACAAACCUCCCUAUCCUCUGUCAGAUUCAUCCUCUAUGGCACUGGGGUAUAAUGUUUUUCAUCCUUUAAACAGCAAUAUUUUGUACCUGAAACAAAAAAGAUCCCUAUGUAUAUGCAUGCUUGUGUAUUGGGUGGUGCCGCCGUCCUUGAAUUUUUGGGGGAGCUGUAGGGAAUCUGGUGGCAGAAGUGUCCCAAGACUCUUUUGGAUAAAACCCGUGAUGUCCUUUAUGAUGAGCUGAACUUGUUGCCUCCAUGCUCACACUGUUCUGUAGUCUUUUGAAGUUUCAUUUUAUAUAAUGUUACUGGUCUUUUUGUAUUAUCACUCAAAGCCUUCUUAGAAUCACCUUCAUUUACAGCUAUUGGUUUUUGAAUGUUAUGCACUCUUCUCUUGCCCUGGAAACUGACAUAUCCUUUGCUCCUCCGAGGAUGCGUGGAAUAGAAAUGUGAUAGACCUGCCAAUAAGUCAGUUGAUUCAUCCAUCCAAAUCCAAAGGAAUAGUGCAGUUUCAUCGUCAUCUGGGAGGGUCCAGUUGCAUCAUAGUGGUGCUCUUAUAAUUCUAGGGUUCUCAUCCUAUGAGUCCAUAAUGACAACCAUUCCCAUGCCAUCCUUCUGUCUAUCUGGCACGUUGCCCCAUCAUUUGAACAGUGUCUGCACAAUGUUACAGUUUGUGCUGCUGCAAGGACACAGUGAUGGUGAUGAUCCAAAUUGAGUGAACAUUUGGGUCAGGGUUGGGGAAGCUUAUACCCAGGGACUGAAUAUGGCCUCACCAUCCAGCCCUCCUAACUCUCCUCAGGCUACACAUCUCAGUGGCUUGUCUUCAUGGAGAAUAGAGAAGGGUGCAUGAGUGUGUGUCAAAACUAGCCUGCUGCAAAUUUACAGUGGUACCUUGGGUUAAAUACGCUUCAGGUUACAUAUGCUUCAGGUUACAGACUCCGCUAACCCAGAAAUAGUGCUUCAGGUUAAGAACUUUGCUUCAGGAUGAGAACAGAAAUCUUGCUCCAGCGGCACGGCAGCAGCAGGAGGCCCCAUUAGCUAAAGUGGUGCUUCAGGUUAAGAACAGUUUCAGGUUAAGUACGGACCUCCAGAACGAAUUAAGUACUUAACCCGAGGUACCACUGUACAUUUGUGGCUUUGCCUGUUUUUACCUCUGGCCCCGCCACAGAUGUCAGGAUUAGGCGUUAGGACUAAGCCCUCUCUCAUAUAAUUUAAACAGGUGUUGGAGUCAUAUAUUUUGGCCUGAUAUCAGCUGGAGUUAUUCCUCAUUGUCAGCCUUCAAGACUAACGGUGUGUUUCCUUCAAGACUAAUAAUUGCUACUCAUACACAUCGAGGACUUGCAGAAUGAAAACCAAACAAUUGCCAGUGCCGAGUCAUAUUCUGUGCCAGAAGCACGACUCGGCAGGGACUCAGCACACCACUGACUGAGCCUGAAAAGUUAAGUUAUUUCCCCCUCCCAGGUAACAAUAUGCUUUGACCUCCAAACACUCAACAUAGUACAAACACAGCUAUCCCUUUCAUUGACUCUGCAAGGUGCAAACUAAUGCUAUCAGAACACCAGCGCAAGUGUGAAGCAAUCAGGUGCCUUCUGAAAAGAACAUAUUUUGUGAUUCUCUUGCUACACAGGUAGCCCAUUUGGAUACUACUAGCGACAUCUUUCCAAUGCUAAAAUAACUGAUAUUAAAACAGUUAGAGAGGAAAUAAGUGAUUUGUGUUGUAAUUUGAGCUCUGGAAUAUUUUCAUGCAACCCUGAGUAUCAGUCUUCAAAUCUUGCUUUAAAAAAAAAAAAAUGCAAAUGUGUUGUUUUGUGUUAUUUUUAGGCUCUCAUGACUCAUUUAGCUUCUACAUUGAUGAAGCCUCACCCGUCGGACCUGAACAACCUGACACCGUCCAGAAUUUUGUCUCUGUGUUUGGAACUGUGGCUAAGAAGCUGAUGAGGAAAUGGUUGGCGACGCAGACGAUGAACUUCACAAGCCAGCUUGGAGCAGGCAUACGGUAUUUUGAUCUUAGAAUCUCCACCAAGCCCAGAGACCCCGACAAUGAACUCUACUUUGCUCACGGUUUGUUCAGUGCCAAAGUCAAUGAGGGCCUCGAGGAGAUCAGUGCCUUUCUUGCUGACCACCACAAGGAAGUGGUCUUUUUGGACUUCAACCAUUUCUACGGGAUGCAAAUGUGCCACCAUGAAAAACUGGUCCAAAUGCUCAAAGACACUUUUGGGAAUAAAAUGUGCCCGGCUAUAUUUGCUCACGAAGUCUGUCUCCAGUAUCUGUGGGAGAAGGAUUAUCAAGUGCUGGUGUUUUAUCACAGUCCAGUGGCUUUGGAGGUUUCCUUCUUGUGGCCAGGGCAGAUGAUGCCAGCUCCGUGGGCCAACACAACAGAUCCUGAAAAACUGAUCCAGUUUCUCCAGGCAUCCAUCAUUGAGAAGAGGAAGAAGGGCUCCUUUUUUAUAUCUCAGGUGGUGCUGACCCCAAAGGCUAGCACUGUGGUCAAAGGCGUCACUAGUGGUCUCAGAGAAACCAUCACAGAAAGGUGAGUGCCUUACAAAUCCAGGUGUGCUUGGAUAUAUGGCCUAGGAUAUACGUACCUACGGGCCGCCUCUCCUGGUACGCCCCACGGAGAACCUUACAGUCUGCAGAUAAUAACACCUUGGAGAUCCCGGUCCUCAGAGAGAUUAGGCUGGCCUCGACCAGGGCCAGGGCCUUUUCGGCCUUGACCCCAGCCUGGUGGAACGCUCUGCCACAAGAGAUUUGACAUCUUUCCACAGGGCCUGCAAGACUGAAUUGUUCCGCCAGGCCUUUCGUCAGGGCUCAGCCUGACUCCCCUUUUCUUUUUGUAUAAGAACUAAUAUGAAAGAGGUCUCCCAGCAUUCUCACAGGCCCAUAUAAGAUCAGUGUAAACAGUUGGGCCGAUGAGCCAUCUAAUUAGACUUUAAUUUGAUUUUAACCUGUUUUUAGGAGAUAAUUUAAUUAUUGUUUGAUUUUAUACCAAUGUUAUAUAUCUGAUGUUAGCCUCCCUGAGCCCAACUUUGGCCGGGGAGGGUGGGAUAUAAAUAAGAUUCUUAUUCUUAUUAUUAUUCUUAUUAUUACAUGGAAGUAAGAGCCUAUUAGAGUUGUCUUCUCAUAUUCAUUUAUGAUGGUCAACAAAUGUUGAAAUAUUACAAAGGAAGCAGAAACAACAAUUGUUACUGUUACUUGUGGACGGGAGCAAUUGGCCAGAAAUCAGAUAAUGACUGUUUCCCUCUUUUUUGGUCCGUAUUUGUAAACAUGCAUGCUUAUUAUCUACAGGUGAUGGGUUUAAGUAUUGAUUAAUGUCCUUUAUGCAGCUUGGGUCUGGGUCUGAAGAUUAGGUGUGACCACCAUGCAGAGAGGAAGGAAUGGGUGAGCCAGAUGUAAAUAUGUAGGGAUAGAUUUGCAUUACACCCAACUUUGUGAUCCUUUCUGAAAUGAGAAAGGGAAGUGGGGACUGAGCAUAAAAAACCAAACCAAACCAAACCAAACCAAACCAAACCAAACCAAACCAAACCAAACCAAACCAAACCAAACCAAACAAAACAAAACACAGUGUUCUCUUGCACCAAGGCAGAGCUAAUCCAUGACAUUUUCUUGCCUGAAGUUGAGAUGGGGAAGAAUACCAAUUUAUUUCCAAAAACAAUUCUUCCCAAUAGUUUUUAUUCCUGUAUUAAGUUGCAAGUCACAAUAAAAUGAUGUGAGCUAAAGGGCGUCCUACUCCAGAAAUUUAUAUUGUUUAUAUUAUAUAUCACGUCAGUAGCUUUCACCCAAAGAAUCCUGGGAAAUGUAGUUUGGUGAGGAUGUUGAAAUUUCUCUGUUAGAGCUCCCUAGCCCUUGACACAGAACUACAAUUCGCAGAGUUCCCCACAGAGAAGGAAUCAUUAUUAAACUGAUUUAUUUUCUAAGUGUAGAUGCAUCUCAAGGGAUGCUUCUUACCACAUGCUUCACUUCUGUCAAAGGGGAUUUAUUUUCAAAACACUUUUCUUGUUUUCUUUUUCUUUGUUUUAGGAGUAAUUAAUUUUUCCCUCGAAACAAUUCACUUCAAGGACUACUUUGAACCUGAUUAUUCAAGUAGUGCAAAACCCAUCUCUGCAUCUUCUGUUGGGAAAAUACCUUGAAAUAUAUUUCCAUUCAUACAAAGGUUGUCGGAGGGAUUAGUUUUUUCUUACCAUGGGGGAUUAGUUUUCUUCUUUGCUCUUUCCCUCUUGAAAUAUUAUUCAAAGAAAAUAGGGCAAUGAUCAAAGUUCAGCUGCCUAGCUUGGGUUGGAAAACAUCUAAGCCUUAGAGGGUUUCAUUGUAUCACUUAAUUGUAUGUUUUCAGUCUGAAAUUUGAUCUUACUGCUAAUGCGUGCAUUACAAAUCCUAAUGAAUAUUUGUGUAAUGGUUAUCUGAAGACCUGGACUUGCUUUGGAGUAACUGAUACUUCAGGUUUUAACUCUCUCCACCCCCACUACCCCUUUCUCCCCCUCCCCCCCAUUCCCCAAAAGCUGUAAAUUUGAGUCCAGUUAAAUACAUUUAAACAUAAAAACAUUGGGACGCGGGUGGCGCUGUGGGUUAAACCACAGAGCCUAGGGCUUGCCGAUCAGAAGGUCGGUGGUUCGAAUCCCCGCGACUGGGUGAGCUCCCAUUGUCCGGUCCCUGCUGCUGCCAACCUAGCAGUUCGAAAGCACGUCAAAGUGCAAGUAGAUAAAUAGGUACCACUCCGGCGGGAAGGUAAAUGGCGUUUCCGUGCGCUGCUCUGGUUCACCAGAAGCGGCUUAGUCAUGCUGGCCACAUGGCCUGGAAGCUGUACGCCGGCUCCCUUGGCCAAUAAAGCGAGAUGAGCGCCGCAACCCCAGAGUCAGCCACGACUGGACCUAAUGGUCAGGGGUCCCUUUACCUUUAAAAACAUAUCUCAACCCUUUCUGUUCACCUAUGGUUUUUUUUUUUUUUUUUUUACAUUUAAAGAAAAAGUGAAAGCUGGCGUGUCCCCUUCUCCCCUGUUCGGUAGAAUGAAUAUAUUCAUGGGUUUAUAUUGCUUUAUGUGUUUAUAAUGAGCACCUUUAUAAAAAAAAAUAUAUCUUUUAAACUAAUAUUGUGUUGCAGAUGGAAAUGACUCUUCUAAGAUGUUGUCUGCUAUGAAACACAGCAUGCACUAUCUAACAAAGGAACGAUAAUAAUAAUAAUAAUAAUAAUAAUAAUAAUAAUAAUUUAUUUAUACAAUGCUUCCCCCCGCCCCCACCUUUUAAAAUAGGGGUGGGGAAUCAGUGGAUUUCAACUCUCAUCGGCCUCAAAUAAUGGAAGUUGUCUUCCAGUCAUAUCUGGAAGCUCCAGGUUCCAUAACCCAUUCUAAAUUACUGUUAAAAGCAUGCAUAAAUUUGUGCAGAUACAAUUAAACAAUGGAUGCAUUGAUUAAAAUGCAUACAAUUAAUCAGCUCCAAUUUCCUUAAUUGGGUGAUCUGUCUCAUAUAUGUUUAUAUGUACCGUAUUUUUUGCUCUAUAAGACUCACUUUUUCCCUCCUAAAAAGUAAGGGGAAAUGUGUGUGCGUCUUAUGGAGCGAAUGCAGGCUGCACAGCUAUCACAGAAGCCAGAACAGCAAGAGAGAUUGCUGCUUUCACUGCGCAGUGAUCCCUCUUGCUGUUCUGGCUUCUGAGAUUCAGAAUAUUUUUUUUCUUGUUUUCCUCCUCCAAAAACUAGGUGCGUCUUGUGGUCUGGUGCGUCUUACAGAGCGAAAAAUACGGUAUGUGUGUGUGUGUGUGUGUGUGUGUGUGUGUGUGUAUGUAUAUGUGUAUUUGUGUGUAUAUAUAUAUAUAUAUAUAUAUAUAUAUAUGUAUAUGUGUAUAUGUGUAUACGUGUAUAUGUAGAGACGCGGGUGCCGCUGUGGGUUAAACCACAGAGCCUAGGGCUUGCUGAUCAGAAGGUCGGCAGUUCAAAUCCCCAUGACGGGGUGAGCUCCCGUUGCUCAGUCCCAGCUCCUGCCAACCUAGCAGUUCGAAAGCACGUCAAAAUGCAAGUAGAUAAAUAGGUACCGCUCUGGCGGGAAGGUAAACGGCGUUUCCGUGCGCUGCUCUGGUUCGCCAGAAGCGGCUUAGUCAUGCUGGCCACAUGACCCAGAAGCUGUAUGCCGGCUACCUCAGCCAAUAAAGCGAGAUGAGCGCCACAACCCCAGAGUCAGCCACGACUGGACCUAAUGGUCAGGGGUCCCUUUACCUUUAUAUGUAUAUGUGUGUGUAUAUAUAUAUAUGUGUGUGUGUGUGUGUGUGUGUGUGUGUGUGUGUGUUUAUAUGUAUGUGUAUAUACGUAUACACACACAAACACACUUUUGAAGAAAGGUACAUAUUCCGACCCUAACCCUCCAAAUGUUAAUUCUUUGGGAGGAGAUGUUCCACUGGAGGCUGGAAAUAUAUGCAGCCAGCCAUAAGGUCUUUGAAGACUGAUGAGUUCACUGAUGUGGCGCAUGAGUGCAUGCCCACAACAAAGCAGCUUGUGCUGAUGCCGUGCAUUGACGCACAAACACCGUCUCACCUGCCACAAAGCUAUUUCUCUAAUGCAGACGGGAAUUACAAGGGCGCAGUUCAUCUGUCCUCCUCAGAAUGAAAAAUGGCUCUGCUCUCCUCCCCAGCCCCCUUCCCUCGGGCAACACAGCAAAUGUACAAUAAGGCAAUGCCGUUGUAAUCCAGAUAAAAGCGAAAGGAGUCUGCAGGCCUCCCCUAAAACACAGUUCAAUAGCAAAUACGUCAUGUCUGCUUCUGGCUGAUAAUGUUCACUGAAGAACUCUGCUGCUUGAUACCAGAGGCAGCUAGUCCCUGGUGUCUAAAAGAAGGUGGGGCAUGUAAUAAUGUCAGGUUCCUCGAAGCUCUUUUCUGAAUUCACAACUCCAACCUGGAUUACUGUUGUAUCCAGUAGCGGUUGGCAUGGUGGGUAAAUGGGAAGACUCGGGUGGGCACUUGCCUGUUAUUUUGUCAUUUUCAGUUUUCUUAAGAAACAUGGAAGGCUCGCGGCAACAUCAGACUUCGCAUGUUCUCCUGUACAGGGUGUACAUGCCAAGCUUCUUUGACUAGCAGGCAGCUUGUGCCAAAUUCAUCAUGAUCCUGCUGUUCUUUCCCCUCCCUUUCCAUCCUGUUCUUUGCCUUUCUUCUCCCUUUUACAAAUUCAACAUUGGCUGGAACCAGAGGCUGGAAUGAUAAACAGCAGUCAGUUGUGUGUUCAGCUUUUCCAUUCUAAAGGGGAUCUGAUGGGGCCAUUAUUGAAAAUAAAAGCUGCUAGUAGUUCUUACGCUCUUGAUUCGUUUGAAUGGAUCCUCCUUAAAUCUAACCUACAAAGUUUCUCUCUCUCUCUCACACACACAAACACCCUAAAACUCCCAGGGGCAAGAUGGAGUUCCAGGUACAUUGAGGCCCUCACUCUGUAAUGUUUCGUAAUCUGAGAUGAGCAUUGGUCAACGCCCCUCCCCUUCCCCAGUCUGGUGGAGCUGUUGAUGAAUGCUGGUUCUGUCAAAAGGAAGCCAUCUGUCAUCUAAUGAAUGAGGGAGCUCUGACCUGCUGCGCAGAACCGAGACCUGGCCAAAUGAGCUGGCCUGGCUUCACCUAUGUACCUCCUAUAGGUACAUAGCUGUGCCUGCCUGGGAAGUCAACACAGCUCCAACCAAGUCAGAAGGGUGAGCCUAGGGGGCUGAACUCAGAAGGAAAACCCCCAUUCUGAAAGGCAUGAAAAAAUCGAAAGCACUUACUUGUUUCCACAGAUUUUCCUGGACAUUACUGGGAUUUCAAAGGUGGAAUUGACGUCCAGGGGUGUGUGGGUGUGUGGGGGGGGGUAGAUUUCCGACAGGUGGCGCUUUCUCCUGGAUCUUAUUUUUUUCAGCAAUUUGGUUUUUUUGGGUUUCUCAGAUUGAAAUUUUGCAAUCACCUACAACACACAACAUACAACACACAACAAGAAAUCUCUUGGACUCCCCCCCUACCCUUUGUGGGUCCCACAGUUAAUCAUUUCCUCCUGCAUCUUUUAUAACAAUCGACAUCUUUAUCUCUCCAUUGUAUUCACCAUUAAACUACAAGUGAUAUUCCAAUCCUACUAACGAUUUUAACUGUUUACAGUCACCUUUAGGAUAAAUUAUAAAUUUCCCCCAUUGCUUUCUACUGGAUCUUAGGCAAGUCAAUCGAAAAAUUGUGUUAAUUUGGCUUUUUUUUUUUUUGUAAACUCAACUUUGGAGAUGUCCUGGUUUUCACUUUUCAGAAUAUGGCAGCCCUACCAUGGGUUUUCCCAGCUCUCAACUUCAGUCUUCAGGACACUGCUCCAAAUGCCUCCCGGAUAUGUUGGAGCCUUCUUACAAGAACAGGCAGAGAUGAUCUCUCUCCAGAGGUAUCUGCUCUCUGGCCCAGAUUUUCUAACUUUUGUAUGCACUGGUUUUUAUCUUCAAAGGUUCUUACAUUUCUUUGUGUUAGCUGCUCCAGGGUACGGCUGUAUUUUUAGAGUUGGCGACGAGGAUUAAGUAAUGAUGGCUCUGACUGAGCCAGUGAGUUAAAGGAACUUAGAGUUGUUCCACUUGGCCACAAAGCCCCCACUAACCUUCUAGGGUUUUGGGUGCUGGGGAUAAAAUGAAGAGAAUUCCACACUAGCUAUCUAUCCUGAGUUGCUUGGAGCAGAGGCAGGAAUUAAAUGUGAAGUAUCAGGAGUCAUCACCAUUGUGGAAGCAGUUGGGAAUAGCUCUAGGUCAGCAGUAGUGUGGCUGGGAGUGCCACUAAGAUUUUGCCUGGCCCAAACCUUGACAAAAAAAAGUGGGGUUUUGAGGAGUAAUUUGCAAGAAUUGAGAGAUGGCAUGGAUUAUGGAGUCAAAAUCUCCAACAGGGAUGGGCGAAUCUUGUGAAUGUUGGUUUCCUUCAUCUUUACACUUUUAUAAAUGUAAGUUCACUUUUCCACAUUUUCACAUCAUUUUGUGAUUUAAAAAACAACAACAGUGCAAUCUAGGUAUGGUCACACAUAUACACCAUACAUUUAAAGUGCUUUAAGCAGUCUCAGCUUCUCCCAAAGGAUUAUGGGAGCUGUGGUUUGUUAAGGGUGUUGAUAAUUGUUAGGAGACCCCUAUACCCCCCCAGCUACAGUUUCCUGAAUGGUUUAGUAAUUAAUUACCAGGGAACUCUGGGAAUUGUGUCUCUUUGAGGGGAGUAGGGGCCUCCUAACAGCUCUCAGCACCCUUAACAAACUACAGUUCCCAGAAUCCUGUGGGGGUAGCCAUGAAAGUUUAACGUGGGGGUCAUAGUGCUUUAUAUGUAUGCUGUGAAUGUUGGCCUAUAUCUACUCAGAAGUCCCAAUGAGUUUUAUGAGCCUUAGCCUCAGCUAACUGUGUUUCAGCUUCACAACCCAAGUCUAUUGCAAGAAAAACAACAGAGAUUCCUGUAGCGCCUGGAAGCAGACUUCGCAAACCUAGUGCCCUCCAGGUUCAAAAUGUUCAAAGCAGGAGAGCUCAUCUGCUAGACCUAUUCCUAAUAAGAGACCACCACUCUGUGCCCUAAUUCCAGACCAUUCAACUCCUUUAACUCAGACUCUCCAAGUGUCCCUAUUUUCCAGGGACCGUCCUGGAUUUACAGAGGUCAUCCCCAUUUCUGAUUAUUUCCUGGAAUGUACCACUUUUUCUUAGGAUGUCCCUAUUGUCAUUGGAGAAAUGUUGGAGGGUAUGUUAACUGGCUUUCCCAGUAGUGAUGUUUUCCCAAUAGUGAUGUAUGGAAGUGAGAGCUGGACCAUAAAGAAGGCUGAUCGCCGAAGAAUUGAUUAUGGUACUGGAGGAGACUCUUGAGGGUUCCAUGGACUGCAAGAAGAUCAAACGUAUCCAUUCUUAAGGAAAUCAGCCCUGAGUGCUCACUGGAAGGACAGAUCGUGAAGCUAAGGCUCCAAUACUUUGGCCACCUCAUGAGAAGAGAAGACUCCCUGGAAAAGACCCUGAUGUUGGGAAAGAUGGAGGGCACAAGGAGAAGGGGACGACAGAGGACGAGAUGGUUGGACAGUGUUCUCGAAGCUACUAACGUGAGUUUGACCAAACUGCGGGAGGCAGUGGAAGACAGGAGGGCUUGGCGUCCUCUGGUCCAUGGGGUCACGAAGAGUCGGACACAACUAAACAACAACAACAUGUUAACUGGCAAACUGCAACUGCUUCUUCCCCAACUUCCUGUCUCUCUGCAGACUCCUCCUGCCUCUUACCUUAACACAUUCCAUCCUCUCAGCAACUCCCCUGUUCCAUCCAGUCUCACACCAGAGCACAGUUCAUGACCACAUACAUCCCACCCACCAUGACAGCAGUCAUUUUGUUAGCAAAUCAAUAAAAAGCAGGCAAGACAGAGACUCACAUUUUGCCUCACUGCAUUUGCCUCUCAGUAGUUCAUGAAAUAUCUCUGGAGCCAGUGAUUCACUUCUCAUUUUCUUCCCUGUGAUAAUUAUUAUAAUACCUCAUUGAGGAUUUGUGAGGCUAAAUUCAUUAAUGUUUGCAAAGCACUUUCCAUGAUUCUUCACGGCUGGAAAAAGAUGCAGACUUCAUUUUGAGCAGUAGGAUAAAACACAGUGAUUUCAUUAUUAUUAUUAUUAUUAUUAUUAUUAUUAUUAUUAUUACAGGCGGUGAUGUUUUUGUUCCUUUAAGAGCCAUUAUUCCGAUUUGAUUGUACUUUCCUUGCAAGGGGAAAAGGCGGGCAAAUUCAGUGUUAGGCCUUGUGCAUUCCCACUUGACUGUCGGAAGUCAGAUUUUAUAGCGAAAGAAAUAAAAGGGGGUCUAGGAGGAGUUUGUAAUGGAGAUAGGAUAACUUUGGGCUUGGGAAGAGACAUUACGCUUGGGCCGAAACAGAUGCACAAACUGCUAUAAUGACGCUUCCCCCAGACUUCAUGAUUUGAGCUGGUAAAAGAAUGACAUAUCCUUCAGCAUUUCUCUGAUGAAAAUGGGGCGUCCUAUCCCAUAAUAAUAAUAAUUUUAUUAUUUAUACCGCGCCCAUCUGACUGGCUUGCCCCAGCCAUUCUGGGCAGCUUCCAACAUAUAUAAAAACAUUAAACAUUUUUAAAAAACUUCUCUAUGCAUGACUGCCUUCAGAUGUCUUCCAAAGGUUGUACAGUGGUACCUCGGGUUUCAUACGCUUCAGGUUACAGACUCUGCUAAUCCAAAAAUAUUACCUCGGGUUAAGAACUUUGCUUCAGGAUGAGAACAGAAAUCAGGCGGCGGCAGCAUGGCGGGAGUGGGAGGCCCCAUUAGCUAAAGUGGUGCUUCAGGUUAUGAACAGUUUCAGGUUAAGAACGGACCUCCAGAACGAAUUAAGUUCUUAACCCGAGGUACCACUGUAUAGUUAUACUUAUCUCCUUGGCUUGGGGUUGCAUAGCUCCAUACCCUCCAAUAUUUCUCUGAAGAAAUUACGGACGUCCUAAGGAAAAUCAGGACAUUCUAGGAUCAAAUCAGAAACCAGGAUGUUAUUUGGUAAAUCCAGGGCCGUUCCUGAAAAACAGGGACACUUGGAGGGUCUGGAAUGAACAAGGAAGACGCGGCUGUAAAGAUGGGUUUACAGUGACCGAAGGAUGGAGCACACAAUGGGCUUUGACCUUUGGGGAGAUUUUAAAAUUGUAGAGCCAUCUAAAUUAGAGUUCUGGUAGCUAAGCAACUGUCAUGUAGAAUAUAUUACUGCUUGAUAAAGUGGCUUUAAGGACUGAAGCAAAACUGAUUGGUGAUGAGCAGUUUGGAGCCUUGGAGAUCUGCCAGGUCCAUCCUUUGUUUACUGAGCUUCAUCAGAGAGGAGUGUUUCGCCUCAAGAGCUUUAAGACAAUUGCAGUAAUGCAUGGUGUGAAGAAUUAAACGCCCAAGACCAACACAAUCUGGAAUCCACCUAUAAAUUCACAACAGCUCCCUAAUGUGGGAUUGCCACAAUGGGUUCCUUAUUUUCAAAGGCUGCCUCUUUUUUGCUAGUUAUACCUUACUUUGGGGGGGGGGGGCAGGAAUCACUGUUGGCGUUAAUUUCAUGGGGGAGCUAUGUUCAUGAUCUCCAUCUGGACACUUUUGAUUGGACUGCCUAUUUGCUACAUUAGAACCUUUUAGAUAUGAUUGCUAAGAGAAUCACUUAUGGUGUCUCAAUCAUGUAUUUUACUUUGUAGCUGCUGUGGCAUAACAAUAAUUAUUUUGCUGUACAAUGUAGGAAUGUGUCCUUCCAGAGAUCACAAAGAUUAAUCUAACCCAGGUCAUUCCCAUUUCUAGCUGUCUUGAAGAAAAGCUGCGCUGAUUAUACUUUUCAGUGUUAUUUUUCAGCUGCAAUGGGGUGCAAGCAUGUAUUAAAUCUAGCCAUUUUUUACUAAGCAUUAUUAUCAGACAUUUCCUCAAGAUGUUUUUAAGGGAGCAGAGAGAUCUAUGCUCUUAUCCAACUUCCCAAGUUUACAAAUGCUAUAGUAUCUAUAAAUGAAAGGUGCAAAAUGGAAGCAGGGCAGCAGAUUGCGUUAGCAGUAUUUUAUAUAUUUAGUCAGGUCAGUUUUGCCAUGAGGAGAAAAUCUGAUUUGUUGAGUUUGUUUCUUUUGUGUGCUAAAUAGUACCAGCUUUCAGCCUGCGAGGCUGGGUUCAUGCAAAAUUGUUGCCAGGUUGAUGGUGACUUUUUACAAGAUAAAAACUUUCUGACUGAUGGGAGUUCAAGUCAGAAACACAUGGAGGGCACCAGGUUGGGGCAAGGGUGUGCUAAAAAGGUGUCCUGCCCAGGGGAACCUAUUUUUCCAAGUAUCUAAGGAUACCAGCAUGUCUAAGCAUAAUUAGAAAAGAGCUGUUUUAAUCCAUUGGCUCUAGCAAAAACAAGCUAGCUAGAUUUUACCCAGUGGCAAUGGCCCAACAAAGAAACUUAAGGUGUCUCAAGGGAUUUCUUCAUUGCUUCAAGACUGGUUCUUACAUUGCAAAGAGCCAGAUUUAUAGCACUGAAGAAAUGCCUUGAGCCACCUUAAGGUUUUUUUGCUGCACCAUUGUCCCUGGGUAAAAUCUAGGCUACCUUGGCUCUCCCUUUCUCCAUUCAUGUCACUUGUCUCAUCAUUUGUCCCCCUGCUGUUUCUUUAUGUAGCUCUUGAUUGCUCAGUGACACGUAUGCCUUGGUCCCUGAGCUAGCUAGUUUCACUUUCCUGGAUUCUCACAUCAGUGCUCCAUUUCACAGCUGCAUGGUUAACCAUGUCACUUUGGCUCCUACUCUUGGUUACACUCGCUGAAUAUUCCACCGGGGAAAUGCAUUCAACAGCGCUGGGAUGUAUCAAUUCAUUACCGACUCCCGCUGCAGAGAAAAUGCUACCUGUUCGAUGUGGUUUUAUUUAAGGAGAUACCGGUAACAUAUGCUGUGUACAGGAAGGGCAGAUCAGGGCUAUUGUAAUUGCCUGGAGUUGAAUUACCUCCAGCCGUGUUCUUGUCAGAUAUCAUAAGCGGAGACAGAGGGUAAGCCUGGUCAGUAUUUUCUUGGGUAAUCUCUAGUGAAUACACAACUGCCACGGGCAUUGGUGCUGGAAAUUCAGCAUCAACAAACAGCCUUUGUGUUGGGGUAUGAGCUGUAAGGAAUCUUGUGUUGCAUAGGUAGGUCACAUACACUUGUGCAAGGAUCAUACACUUGCCUUUAUGUUCCCUUAUAUAUUAGAAAAGUGGGGAAAUGUGCAAUCAAGGUGCUGUUACAAAAGCUGGGUGUCAUACCUGCAAGAUUCUAGGGGGGUCCAGGCACUUGCCCAGGGUCUGUGUUCCUUUGGAGAACCAAGACUUCAGAGACCGUUGUAUCUUUAAGAAAUAUGGUAUAUUCACCUAUUUAGACCUUCAGUCUCCAUGGAGGGAGUCCAGGUCUUACUAAAUGGUCAUUUCAAGAGGAGCUUGUCCCCCACAGCAGUGCAGCUAUGGAGCCCAAGGCAUCUCUCCUAGCUAGCCUUCAGCCAGCCUGCCCAAGAUGGAUCCCAGUCUUUCUUCUUCCUCCUCCUUCACAGAACACCCUGCUAAAAACUCUCUUUUCCUGUCACCUUGCACCCAGUUAUCCUUGCAACCUUCCAGACUCCAGUCUCUGUUCACACCUCAGGGCACUGGGGAAAGGACAGUUCCCUUGCAUUGUCAGUGGCUCUCAAUGGCCCUCGCUUGGCCAGGUCAUUUUGCAUAAGCUGACUUAGGGAUUCAUCCGCAGCUUGUAUUUCUCCCUUCGCAUCCCAAAUAAUCAAAAUCCUACCAUUUAUUAAUUUCUAGGGUUGGUGGGGGGGGUCCCCCCCUAAUCUAUAACAUACCUUUAAAGUUGGAGUGGGCAAAUUUGAUGAACAUUUCCUCAUGAUUGGCAAGGAAAAAUGGGGGCAUGGAGGGCUAGGAGACAAAUUCAAUUCAGUCCACAUUUAAAUUAUUAAUUAAUUAAGGUCAUAUUCCGCUCUUCAUCAGAAGAUCACAGGGUGGUUUACAGCAUAAAAAUAGAAAAUGAAAACACAAGAUACAUAUAAUAAGAACAACAACAACAAAAACCCAACAAUAACCCCCCUCCCGCAAACACAUUUAAAAGGCCAUAGCAUGUUCAAUCAGCGAAAUGCCUGGUUGUAGAGGAAGGUUUCUGUCUGGUGCCUAAAGAUAUGUAGUCAAGGCGCCAGGCAAGCCUCCCUGUGGAGAGCAUUCCACAAACAGAGCAGGAAAGUUGUUGUUCUCAUGUUGUCAACCUCUGGACCAGGGGUCAGCAACCUAAGGCCCAUGGGCCACAAGCGGCCCAUGGGGGUCAUUUAACCUGCCCAUGGACCCCACCGCCUGCUCAGUCAGCUCCCAUGUGCCGUGCUAAACCGGCACAGAGCAGAGUGGGGACCGCCUUCUGCGACACUGGCCGGCUUCCCAUUGGCUGCAGGAAGCUCCUGCAGCCAAUGGGAAGCUGCGCACGCCUCCUCCGCACUGGAAGGAGGACCGGAAAUAGUGUUUGCGCAUGCACACUCCGGCCCACCGCAGCGUCUGCAGGACCAUGAACCGGCCCAAGCCACAAAAACUUUGCCAACUCCUGCUCUGGACCGUUUGUGGAGGGGGCGCUGAAGAAGGGCCUCAGAUCAUGAGUCCAGGUUGGUUUAAAGGCAAAUCUUCAUAACCCCCCAUUAUACCACUGGCUUGCCUUUUCCCUAAACUAAAAAGUCCCAGAUGCUGCAACCUUUAUGUGGGGCUUAGAGGAAAAAUAAAUGCCACCUUCAUUAAAUCAUCCUCUGAAUAUUCCCUGAAUAUGAAUAGCGUAUAAUGCUUGUUGCAACCUCUUACAAUGGAUGAAUUAUCUAUCAGCAAGGCAGUUAAAUAACUUUUUUAAUAAGUCUAGGUAGCAGUGUCAAAUGACCUCCGUCCCGAGGCCCACGGUGCUUGCUGGCUCUUGUCUGCAUCUACCGAACCACAUCAGCCCAAUAAAUUGACAGAAAUUACCGUAAUUGCUCCACAUGGAAUUCUAGGACUUGCUGGCCUUGAAUAUAGUCAGCCAGCAAGGAGGCUUUUGAUGCGAUCUCUCUACUAUAGCAGAGGCCAGUUCAAAGGAUCCAAUUAAAAGAGGGGCUGAGACUCCAUAUGGGAGAGGAAGGCGAAUUCCUCAGCCGGCAAAUAUAAAUGGUGGGAAGGGUAUCUGUAGCAGGAGUGCAGGGUUUUUCACAACGGCAUGCAAAUGCAAUGUCGCCUCCAACGCCUCUCCCUCACGCCUGUGGGAGUUUGAACAGAGGGUUUAUCUUGUCACCAAAGAAGGUCGAUGGGAAUAGACACCACAGUCAGGCCCUCUGUGGUCUCCCGUGAGACUGGCUGACUGUAACAGAAGGUAUGCCUUGGCAGCCCAUCUGUCUGGGAAACACAACAGACCUCGAUGACUAGGCAGCUAGCCAUCCUUCGUUAAACCUUUGGUAUGUUUUGAAGCUUCCUGCAAAAGCCAACCAUUUCCCUCGUGCGUAACUAGACGUCCUCCUGGCCUGGACCCUUCCAGCGGCACUACCGCUCGUCUAAAUGUUCAGCUGUCGUUAAAAUUAACAACAUUAAUAAUACGACUCUUCUUUAGUCAUGGAGAAAUGAGAACACAGGCCAGUUACUGUAAGACAGGGGCAGGGAACACUUUCCUGCUUGGGGGCUGCAAAAUUGUGGGCACAAGCCAGGGGUAGGUGGGGCAGGAGCUAAAAGUGGAUGUGGUUUCAACCCACACAUACAUCUUCAUCCUGCAUCCAAGCAGCAGGAGCCGUGAUCACAGGUCAAAGGCACAUUCCAGCCUGUAAAAAGCUCUUCAGGGGGGUCUGGAGCAGAGUCGGUGAUAGGUGCGUCCUGAGAAGGGGUGUGGUCUGGGGAGGGCAUGGCCUAGAGAGAAUCCUGAGGGACAUUUUGGUCCCUGGGCCUGAAGUUCAUCAGCCCUGCUCUAAGAACUGCUUUGGUCGCGCUGUGUGAUGAAAUCUGUUGGGGAGAGACAAGGGAAAUGUGUCCCUGUGUGGAGCCAGUGGGGUAUAGUGGUUAAGAGCGGUGGACUCGUAAUCUGGUGAACUGGGUUCGAUUCCCCGCUCCUCCACAUUCAGCUGCUGGGUGACCUUGGGCCAGUCACACUUCUCUGAAGUCUCUCAGCCUCACUCACCUCACAGAGUGUUGUGGGGGAGGAAGGGAAAGGAGAUAAUAAUAAUAAUAAUAAUUUAUUACGGCCGUAGGCCCAUACAGAUAAAAACAAGACAUAAAUAACAGCCUGUGCACAUGGGAAAAAAACAGCCGCUAAAACACUACUAUAACAAUAAGCUACUAUAAGAUGGAAUGGCAUACUACGCCUUAAUUAGCUUGUGGUGCUCCUUGGCGACGCUUUUGGGUAAGGACAGCGACCAGGAACCUAGCCACUUUCAGGGUCGUAUGGGCAUCCUUAUCCUGCAAGAUUUGGGCAAGGUGGAAUUUUGGUGGAGUACCCUCUAAUUUCUGUAUGAUUGAUCCCAACAAGUUUGCCCGUGGCACCUUAAAUAAGGGGCAAGUGAACAUAAUGUGCUGAAGCGACUCCGGCAUCUCCUUAUCACAUUCGCACAUGGCGGAGGUUUGGCCCUUUGAGAAUCUAUGUCUCAGGACAUUGGAGGGAAAAACAUUAAACCUCGCUUUGGUGAAGGCCAGCCUAUGGGCAACAGUCGAAAGGGAGGAGAGGUAAGGAAGGGAAAGGAGAAUGUUAGCUGCUUUGAGACUCCUUCGGGUAGUGAUAAAGCGGGAUAUCAAAUCCAAACUCCUCCUCCUCCUCCUCUUCUGUUAAUUCUCCUCAACCUCUCAGUGGCUUUUGAUACAGUGGUACCUCGGGUUAAGUACUUAAUUUGUUCCCGAGGUCCGUUCUUAACCUGAAACUGUUCUUAACCUGAAGCACCACUUUAGCUAAUGGGGCCUCCUGCUGCUGCCGUGCUGCUGGAGCACGAUUUCUGUUCUUAUCCUGAAGCAAAGUUCUUAACCUGAAGCACUAUUUCUGGGUUGGCGGAGUGUGUAACCUGAAGCGUAUGUAACCUGAAGCAUAUGUAACCCGAGGUACCACUGUACCAUCGACCAUGGCAUCCUUCUUGAGCGGGUGUCCGAGUUAGAGGUGGGUGGCUUUGAGGUGGUUGCUGUCCUGCCUGGAUGGUCCAGGGAGUGUUGCUUGGGGAGUGUUCUUCAGCCCUGUGGAGCCUUCAAUUUGGGGUUCCUCGGGGUUUGAUUUUAUCCCCUAUGCUGUCUGACAUCUGCAUGAAAUGACUGGGUGGGUUUAUCCAAAGUUUUGGAGUACACUGUCGGCAAUUUGCUGAUGACCCACAGCUCUGCUUCCCCUUUACAUCUGUGGGUGAGGCAGUGGAUGUGCUGGACUGCCUCAGUAAUGGACUGGAUGAGAGCCAACAAAGACUUGGGCACUGUUAAUGGGUGGUUCCCUAGACCAGAUGGUUGGGAGGCUGCCUGAUCUUGAUGGGAUUACACUCCCUCUGGAGGAGCGGGUACAUAGUUUGGGGGUACUUCUGGGUCUGCUGCUUUUGGAAAAGCCCCCACUCCAUUACAAAGCAGGACUUUGGAAAGUAAUGUGCAAGUAGCUUCUUGGUGACAUGGAUGAUGAUGUUGGACUUCACCACCCAUCAGCCUGAAAUAUACUCGGAGUCCUGUAGUGAUUUAUUUCUUUAUUGCAGCUUGUAAAACAGUGAUUGAAUUGCCGCCCAAACCUCAGGCUUUUAUAUACAUUAUUUACACAAUGAGUCCCGUUUGAUUGGCUGAUUCUGCUUCCCUCCUGGAUUGGUCUUUUCCUGCAGAUAAGUCAGUUAUUGCAUUCUACGAUCCUAUCAGCCUAAUAGGCUGAUUAACUUUCUCCUGGAGCCUAAUUGGUCUUUUCCUGCAAGCCAAUCAGUUGUUGCAUUCUAGGAUCCUACUUGCCUAUUGUUCUAGGAUCCAAGCUUAGUACAUAACACAGCCCCAUGCAGCAUGGCCCAAAUCAGGGAUUAUGGAAAUUGUAGUCCAACAAAUUCUUGAAUGCCACAGGUUCCCUGUCCCUGACAUAGAUUCUUUCCUGAUCUCAGGGCAUCAGCCAUGGAAGUUCUUCAUUCUUAUAGGCAUCAGGCUCAUUGGAAACAAGUGGAAGUAACUUUUACAAAUUUAUGAAUUCAGCUUUUCUAAAUUGCCGUUCGGCAGCCGUGGAAUUCAUUCUGCUGAAAUGCUUAUCUAUAAUUCAGCACUCUCCAAUUGCUGGAUAAAAUUUGGAAGCAUAUUCAAUCAGAUGGCACAGUUUAACAUUUUGAGGCUGGAUGAAUAUUUUAAUAUGAUUGAUCACUACCCGGUAGUUUCUUGGCAACAACCAUGAGCUGAUUACUUCCCCCAUUCCUCGCCCCCAUGUGAUCAGUUCCUUUUAAUAAGGAACUACCACCGACUUGGAGGACUUGUGUUUCUUGGUGGGAUACAACAAACAAGCUCAGCCAGUGGAAACCUGUGCAAGCACUUCCACUAACACAAUGCCCCCUGUCUCUCUUCCCUCCAUGCCCCCUGCAUCUCUCAAAUAGGCUUCGGGAGGGGGGCAGACGAUCCCCUGAGCAGUAUGCAGGAGGAAGAAAGGUCAGGUCAUUCCACCAGCCAAGCAGAAGUGCUUCCAGUGAUAGAGCAGUCUGCUAGCACUAUGCUGAAUUCCUCUCUCUGGUUGCAAAGACCAGGCUGAGAGAUAAGCAAACAGCAUAAUAUAGUAGUAGCCCCCCAGAUAUUGUUGGACUACAGCUCCCAUCAUGCCUGACCAUUGGCCAUGCUGGAUGGGAGUCGUAACCCAAGAACAUCCCAGGCUUCUUCAGUGGCCUGCCUCCUCUCUGCUUCUCUGCCCCACCUCAAUUCAGCUUCUGAUUCUGCCUCUGAUUCUGGACUGCUCUCCCAGCCUCUUCCUGCUCACUAGACCCUGUUGCAUCUUCGGCUUCUGACUCCUUCUCCUCCCAGUCUGCUCCCUCUUCUCCCUCAUCACCGUCCCACCACCAGUUCCCUGGCUCUGAGACUUCUUCCCUUAGGGGUUCCCCUGCUGGUGCCUCCCACCACUCCUUAGCAUCCAGCCAGUCCAUGACACUGGGUCACCCAAUCCAGGCCAAGGCCACAGUGUAAGGGGACAGGAGACGUAACACUUGGCCUGCCCUGGCACCGAUCUGAAUCUCCACUGGUAGCUGUUACUUACUAGGGCUAUGUACUGGAUAUGGCUGGUUCUCAGAUUCUGAACUGGAGUGGGCUGAUUUGGGGCAACCCAGGAUUCAUCCAGAUUGGGUUGAGGCAGUCCAAGAUUGGCCUAGGCCACGUAAGGUUCGCCUGGAGUGAUUGGGGAAUGUCAAAAGAGCUGGGGGUGAUUGUGAUGAGGAGAGGAAGAAGGAGAUUUGCAGGCAACCGGUGUGUUUCUUUUCUCUCCCUGCAACUGCAUGUUUCACCGUGUUUAAGUAGUCCAGGGGGGAGAAGAAAACAUUUGUCUCCUUCUCCCCAUCCCUCUACCACAUGACUGCCCAAGGCCCCCAAAUUGGGUUGAGACUCAGAUCUGCAUACUCUAAGCUCCAGAUAGUCUUGGGUCAGAUCAGGGCCAUUCUGUAGCAUUGGAACUGUUAUUUAUUCCGAGAAGAAAACUGGUACUGGCGCUUGGGGUGGGUGGGUAUUUUGAUGCAAACUUGAGGAAUCAUUAGGAACAUUACAGGGAUGAUGAAGAAGAAGAGUUUGGAUUUGAUAUCCCGCCUUUCACUCCCCUUCAGGAGUCUCAAAGCGGCUAACAAUCUCCUUUCCUUCCUCCCCCACAACAAACACUCUGUGAGGUGAGUGAGGCUGAAAGACUUCAGAGAAGUGUGACUAGCCCAAGGUCACCCAGCAGUUGCAGGUGGAGGAGCGGGGAAGCGAACCCGGUUCCCCAGAUUACGAGUCCACCGCUCUGAACCACUACACCACACUGUGAUGGAUCUUUCUCUGACUCUUCAAAGACCUUGGCUACCUGCAGGUUUUUGUAUUGGGAAAGAGAAACACAUUGGGCCAGACACAUAAUCCACUUUCUCUCCCCCUCUCCCCCUCUUUUUUAACAGCUAACCAGAAGGUGUUUAUUGCUAAUGUCAGGGUGUAUAAUGUAGCUGUUUUAUGUUUCUAAGAGCAUUCAGCCAUGUGGGUAUCUGCCAUGCCACAUGGGCUGUGCUUUCGCUGAAUAAACUGCUUAAUGAGGCCAAUUACAGGGAUGGAGGCACUGGGAAUUACAAGGAAUGGUAAACAAGACAAGGGACAAGGGACAAAUUUGAUUUUGUUUGAAUUCUAAUAAGGAACCACCUAAUUCUCACUUCUCAAGCCAAUAUGUGAACCAAAACAAUUCUAUCUUUUGAAAUUCGUCCUUCUCCAAAUUUUGCGAUGCAGUUCUCCAGCCAAACAAAAAUGUACAUAUUAGGGGAAAGUGUGCAUAACAUGCACAUAUUAGUGAAAAUGACUUUUAAAACGCAUAAUAGUGAAAAAUGAUAGCAAUCAUGUGUAUAGUAAUCAAAAUUGCAUACAAAAUGUAGUUUAUUGGCAGAAAUUUGCACUAAAAUGUUAACACAUUUAUAUGAGGUGUUUGGUUUCUUUUUUUUUUUUUAAUUGCUGCAGGAAUGUGAAGAAUUGAAUUUAUGUUUGAGAAACUGAGAAACCCAAACUAAUGGAUCUAUACAUCCUUAAACAAAUUUGUCCAUCCUUAAACAAGACACACCACCUCCAGCCCAGGGAAAACACCGACUUGGUUUUUUUCUUCUCGUUGCCAUGUACAUAUGGAAUAUUUUCAUUAAAAUGGUUCAGAUUUUGGUUGUGAUUUGAAUUUUAAGAUUAUCUGUGGAAGGAAAAAUAUACUUUCCUACCUGUGAACUUCUCCUCUUGAGGAGAAUUAAAUGAAGUAGACUUUUGUUAAGUUGGAUUCUCUGCUGCAAGUUUUCCAAUUGUAUUUGCUACCUCCAUUUUUAUUUAUUUUUGAGACUUGGCCCAUCAGGGUGGGGAACCGUUGGCCUUCCUGAUGUUUCUGAACUUCAGUCAGAACAUCAAAACCCAGACAGCAUCCAAAAUGAAACAGAAAACAAAAAAGAACAUUUCUCAAGAUGCUGAGAAUAAAAUCCUUUCUCUCUCUCUCUCUCUCCUCCGCCUGGCAUCUUGAGGUAUGUUGAUGGGAGUUGGAGCCCAACAACAUUGACAGAAGUUGUCACCAUGUCUAAAACCAUGGGAAGCCAAUGCUGGUCAUUGUAGAUAACACUUAACUAGAUGGGCUGAUGGUUUGACUCAAUGUAAGGCGCCUUCUUUUGUCCCUGCACAUUUGAUGCUUUCAACGGUGGGUAAUUUUUUCUCUUCUUCCUCCCCAGAGCUCUCCCCGCCAUGAUGCAGUGGGUCCAGACUCAGACACCGGGCGAAAGUGGUGUCAACAUUGUCACUGCGGACUUUGUAGAACUUGGCGAUUUUAUCAGCACGAUCAUAAAACUGAACUACAUCUUGGCUGAAGGCGAAGCUGAUACGACUUGAUAGUACCGUAAUGUGUCCGACAUGCUCUAAAGUGGAACUUAUCUCUCUUAGUUGUGUUAGGUUGUAAUCUUGUGGCACAGAUUUUGCAAGCACAUGCUGAAUAUUAUUCUUUUCUUUUGGACAUGCUGAGGACUUAGAAAGGAUGAGGGGGGGAGAGAAAGAAAAUGGGUUGCUGUUUUUCUACUUGGUCUGAUCAUUUCUUGACAUUGAUUAGCUUGUGUCUCAUGAAACCCAACCAGGUUUCAUUUACACAGUUACCUUAUUCAAGAAAGCCAUUCAUAAAUAUUUCUCCAACAACCACAUGUGGUUUUGGCCACAUUGAGGAUCAUUCGCUAUGCUUAACUUGUAACUGGCGUUCAUGAAUUGCCCUUUGUCCGUGCAGUAGAUUCUCAUUGUCUUUAGUAAUUCUGCUGCUGAACAAGAACAUUGUAUAGUCUUAUCCAGGUGCUCCAUAUAUAUAUAUAAAUGUUUCAGAAAUUGGUGGCAUCAGGUUUGUUGAACUCAGGUGGGAGGGAAGGAUAUGGCAUCGUAAAGAAAAGACCAGUCAAAAGUUAACAGUUGCAGUUACAAUGCCUAAUAACUUGCAGAUUUCCUGAAAUUUUUAAACAUUUCAAAUAUAUGUUGCUAUUGCUUUUAAAAGAAGUUCCCCAUUGUGAGUCUAAUUCUGUCUUCUCCUGUGAGGGGCAGAAGGCCUGUCAUAGACUUAUGCACAGAGUUUCAUUAUGCAGUUUUAGAGGGUGACUCUACAUUACCAUUUGGAACCAUGGCUUCCUGAGAAGUCAAUUAAAAAAAAUCAUUAUAUUGAUUUGUCACUUUAGUUAGUUAGUUAUAAAAAGCAUUAACCGCCUUUGGGGAGUAGGAAUGCAAUGGAGCAUCCAGGGAAAGGGCAUGACUGGAAUCUUGAAUGGAAGCACUCCAUGCUGCAGCGUUCUGUUGCAAGCCCCAUUUGUUAAGCUAAAAUAAGCUUUUCUUGUCUGAAUCAAUGAUGAAAAGCUAUUCCUUCUAAAGCAGGAGUUUCCAAAAUGUGGUCCAUGAGCUUCAUUCAGGUAGUGUGCAGCAUGUCUGUGGAUUUGUGUUUCAAGAUGGGAGAAGGCACACCUAUCCCAUUAAAUAAUGGUACUGAAUUUUAAUUGUGUUUUUGUUGCUUCUUUUAUUCCUUAUAUUGGAUUUUAUUGUACUACAGUUUGCAUUCUAUGGAAUUCAAAUUAUAGCACUGUAAGCUGCAAUAUAGAAGAAACAAAAGAAGUAAUUAAAAAAUACAAUUAAAAGCUACAACAAGUAGCACCACACAUUACAGUUGCUACAACAGGCAGAAAAAACAAUAAGUGGUCCGCGAGGAGGGAGAGAACCACUGUUCUAGAGAAAGUUACAAAGGAAGACUGCCCCAUGUUGUUCUUAAAGGAAUAUCCAAAAUGUUUAUAUACUUGACCAUGUGAGGAAGUACCUCACACAUAAACAUAUCCUAGAAUUCAGAGAUAUAGUUGGAAGAUAUGCAAUCCUCCCCCCUCAGGCAUUUUCCCUCAUAGUACUCACAGGUAUGAAGUACCAGUACUUCUUUUGUGGCCCAUGGCAGCCAAUUUGGGCUGGCACCUAUGGUACUUUUAUCAAUAUAUACCAGCACCUCUUUUUUUAACCCCCCAAAAGAGAGAGCACAUGAUAAGUACCUCAUAACAUCAUAAGACCUCAUAACAGAACAUGAAGAAGAGGUCUGAUAAUUUAUUUGAAUUUUCAGAGAAAUCUGAGAAACAGCCUAGCUUAGUUGAUCUACCAGCUGUUGCCCUGUCACGGGUCUUCUCAGUCUGUGGACACCAUACGUAAAUUCAGAUCUUUCACAAUCUUAGCCCCACUUCAACUAUCUCUACUUUUUCACCUCUGGAUCCCACAUUACUCUAUAAUCUCAUCCCUUUUCCUCUUUUAACUCUCCCCUCCCUUGCUUCACUAUGACUGGAAAACCUUCAAGUCACUUCGAUUGUCCCACUCAGUGGUGAAAUGUUCGCUGUAAUUCUAGACUCUCAGCUUAGUGGUUUUACAGGGAAGUUGUUUAGUGGGGUAAGACAUAUUAUUCCACUUAUUUCAAAAUGUCAGCUGGGGAUCCUACUGCUCAUUCUGCUGAAGGGGACCCUAGAUUUCUGCUCCAAAGUCCAGCCUUAACUGCACCUCCAUUUCUGCUAGGACAACAGUAAUGGGUGUGCAAUAUUCCCACAUUCAGCAAAUUGUGCUCCAGGGUAGCAAGAUUCCAAGUUUCUUCCCUCCCUGAGGCUCCUUCUUUUAGUAAUAUCCCCAGAUCUUGCUUCUAUUCCCACCUGUCCAAACUCAUUUGUGUGAUGGAUUAUUGGGUCAGUGGCAAAGCACAGGUUUUGCAUGCACAAGGUUCCAAUUUUGGUCUCUGGCAUCUCUGGCAAAAGCAGGCAUGACCACAGGCUAUGCUUCUUGGCACUGACAGGAGUCAGAGUCCAACAACAUCUGCAGGGUCACAGGUUGCCCCAGUCCCAAGUUACGGGGAUCAGAAGGGUUGGUAGAAAUCUUUGCCUCAAACUCUGCAGAGCCUCUGUCGGUCCCAUUACUGGGAAAGACAGUCCAAUGGUGUGACAGUAGAGAGUAUCCUAGUCCAUAUAUGAAUGGAUAGUUGCCCAGGUUUCCCCUGUGCUCAUGCACUCAAGCAAAUAUCAGUUGUGGAGCUGGUGGGAAAGCUGCCAAAGGGGAGUUUCCCCAAGUCCACCAUGACUAGUCUUUUGAGGAACCCCUGAUAAACUUCCAAGGAAUCCCAUGGUUCCCCAAAUCAUAGUCUGAGAAAACCUUGGCCUUAGAUGAAUGAUGACAAGAAAGACUAGACACUGAACAUCUAUGGGCUAAUACUGUCAAAUGUUCAAAGAUGGCUAAUCAUCCAACAUUGUCUGCUGAGUGGAGCGUAUGAAACAUCUCACCAACAUCUGACACCAAUUUUUCAUGGGAAGAAGUGAUGGGGGGGGGGGGAUCAGUUGUUGUUAUUUAAAAAAAACUAUUGGGAACAAACUUUCCAGAAGCAAGAAUUAUUCUGAUCCAACACAGGAGCAUAAGGAGCCUUCCGUAACAGUUGCUGACGCAGAUAUGCUACCAAACGUACAACUGGAUGGAUUUCUCCAUCCACAUUGUCAUGCAUAUCCAACAUCUACGUUGAGACAUCAUUGGAUGCGAAUUAGGAAUCUGCACCCAGAAUUAUCAGGUGUUGAGUAUAGCUAAAGCCAGGGAUGUUUUUCAGCUGGAACUUGUCAGAAUUCAGUUCCAGCACCUCUCAGGUUGGCGCCAUUGCCAUUGUAAGAGAACAAGGGAGGCUUCAUGGUGAGUUCUAGCACCUCUUUUUCUAGAAAAGAGCACUGGCUAAAGCCAAUAUGUUUAGGGAUGGGUAUCUCUCUGUGUGGUUGUGGUUGUUUGGCCGAAUCCCGUAUUUCCAUUUUAACACCCAUUCAAAUCCAGUGUGAUUUUUUUUUUUUUUUUACUGGUUCAGUGGAAUGUUAAUAAAUAUUCCCUUCUGGUGUUGUAGGACAACAAAACACAGCUGCCUAUUGUGCACCCGAGAAGAGGGCUUGGGGAACCUUUGGCCCUCCAGAUGUUGCCAGACUCUGGCUCCCAUCAGCCCCAGACAUCCCAUCAACCCAACGUCAGGGCUGACUGACUCCUGACAACAUCAAGAGGACCACAGGUUCUCCAUUUCUGCCUUAGGCUGUACACACAUUACCAGCUGCCAGUCGUUCUUUUUCUCAAUGUAGAUUGAAGCUGGUUUGGGGGAGAUUGCCUCAAAACACAGUAUGUUGUUAGAAAUGACAAGGUAGAUAAAGAUCAUGUGUAUACCGCUUCCCCAACCAGCAGUGGGAGCAGACUGAGUGCAGAGUAAAAGCAGGAGUGUGUACACAGCCUUAGAGCAAGCAAUUCUGAAGAUGGAUUGUCAGUCUGCUUUACAGAACAGCUUCAGUGUACUUUAUUUCAAAUAGGACACCUGGAGGGACAAGCCCAGCUGCCUGAACGCUGUCCUUUGUGUGGACCGUAAGAGCUCAGCCAAUAACUAGUCUAGCUUCUUUUACAGUGAAGCAAAAGCUAAUUGUGUAUUAUACAAUAUGUGUGGCAUAACUCUGCAGUAGCUUCUGUGUUUACAUUGUUCUGAACUGUUCCCGUUUACCUGCCGACAAAAAAAGAAAGAAAGAUCAAAUGCGCUGUAUACUCUGUAAAAUGUAUUGAUUACCAAUUUGUUAAGAGUUCAGUGAUUCCUUCUUCCCCCAGCUCAUAAUUUUGAAAUUGUGCCAGUGUUCCUGUAAGUUUUCAUGUUUGUGUUUGUGUGUAUGUAUGUGUUCAGGGGUGUGGGGUGUGUACUACGUUGUACAAUAUAUGAGAAUUAGCAACUUCAGCCUCAAUGGAAAGGGUAGUUGUGUUAUCUUCCUUAACGCUACAAAUGUUCCAGCUUGUGAAAUCUUGAAGUUUCAUGUGUGCUUGAGGAUUAAUGUAUUUGGGCUGAGAUCCAGAGAGCUCUUUAACAGAAAGACUUCUUUAAAAACCACCGAGUGCAUGGAUCUCUUGAAGCUCCCUAGAUCUCACUCCUAGGGUUCGGUUGCUUUCCUUCUUAGUACGCAAGUUUUAAUUGUAAAGAUUUAAGAAAAAUGAAUGUUUGCUUUUUUUAAAAAAAAAUCAAAACAAUGUCAAAUAUACAACCACAAAUCUUACAAUGGAAUGAAUUUGCAAGGAUUGAUUUGCAGGUUUCAUGAUAAUUAAAUUUGAAAUUCAGCAU